Molecule: messenger RNA, 64641 nt
Organism: Pelobates cultripes (western spadefoot toad)
Lineage: Eukaryota; Metazoa; Chordata; Amphibia; Anura; Pelobatidae
Source: the annotation of a GenBank genome assembly
CGGAGCAUUCUGGGAGGAGGAAGUGCUGCUGGUUUCCGCUGUAAACAAACUAGGUUGCGAGCUGCCUGUGUCCGUGUGGGAAUAACUGGGCUUCUACAGGUGUAACCCCGGCGGUUGGAGACAUGGAUAUUCUGAGAGCGGAAAUUGCCCGCAAGAGAAAGCAGGUGGAGGAGAAGGAGCUGCUCGGGGUGAGUGCUGGCAGCCAGGGUGCACUCUGCAGGCUCUAGCAGGCUCGUGUAAUAGAUUGACAUGUACCCCAUUCAUGGAGAGCUGAGGGAGGGCUUCCUUAAUAUUAUGCUGUGCAGCCAUAGUGGGUUUAUGAUCUAAGGAAGGUAGGGAGGCGUGUUUUGAUGCUUUGUUUUUCACACAGCUGCAGUAAUUAAAUUAUUAGCAGUUUUUGGAAAUGCUUCAGCAGCACACUCAUCGACUUCAAGUAAAAAAAAUGUAAGAUGCAAGUGAAGUGUUUACUUUUUUUUAUGUGCACAACGUUGAAGAGAGUGAACCAGUAAAAUUUUUCUGCCAUUUGGAUCAGUGAUAUUUACUAGUGUGACUUUUAUACAUUUUUAGGCUGAAAUUGUGAAUUUUUAAGAUUGUGGCUCACAAUUUUAAACUAUCUCAGAAUUCAGCACAGUUCAAAAUUUUAGUAAAUAACCUUGUUAUAUUAGCAUAAUAUGUGUGCUCCCAGUCUCAUGAUGUCAUGUUUCAUCAUAACCCAUUUUAUAUUUAGGGUUAUACAAUUUAAAUAUUGUUAAGUCAUAAGUAUAUUUUGUUUACCGUUUGCAUUGUUUACAGCAGGGUUUUCCAAACUCUGGCCCUCCAGAUGUUGAUGAACUACAACUCCCAUGAUUCUCUGGCUUUCUGUUCGAUUUAAAGCAUCAUGGGAGUUGUAGUGCAGCAACAUCUGGAGGACCAGAGUUUGGAGAACCCUGGUACACUAAUCUCAGUUGCUGUGAGCUGCUUAGUAACAUGCAUUCCACAACUCCAAUUUUGUCUUGCAGGAUGGUAAAAAAUAUUUUAAGCGCAGUGAACUUGCCGAAAAAGAAAAGGAAGCCUAUUUUGAAAGAUGUGGUUUUAAGGUACUGAAAUUACUUUUUCACCUCUACUCUAUUGCAGUCAAGUUAAUUUUUUUUUUUUUUUUUUUAGACUUCUGCAUAUUCAACUAACCAAUUCUCUUUGUUCAAUCUGUCACUUUCAUUAGCUCAAUGAGCAGACACAAGGAAAGGUAUGAUUGCUCAAAGAAUUAGAAAUGCAUGUGCAUAUAUUUUAGUUAUUAUUUCUGUGUGUGCGUAAGCAGACUCAUUUUGAGACCGCUUUAGUAAUGUCUCUUUUUCCUGUCACUCAGCAUAAGGUGUGAGGCAUGAAAUGGAUUGGAAUGCUACAAGAAUUUUCUUGAACACUGGAUCUACCGUUUUAGGUUAAAUAUUGGUUUAAUAUACCGUUCAUAUGCUGUCAUCAUGUUUGACUGAUAACUUCUUCAUUGUAGAUAUUCACUGACUUUAUAUAUACCGAUUAAGUUACUGACCUGUUAAAUGUUUUGUUUUCUUCUAAAUGUGUACAUUAUCAACACUUUAUCUAUAAAAAUCAACUACUGACUUCAAAAGGGAACAUCAUAAGGAGGGGAUCUUUAUACUUUUUGCUUUCCAACACUUGAUUCCUAGUUAGCAGUAUAUGCACCAUAGUUCCCACAGACAGGUAGUACACACCAAAUGCCUUUUUUAUUCACUCUGAUGGGCAGCAGGCAAGACGACGGUCUGAGGCCUACCUCGUCUCUCAGCUGACUCGAGCUCCGCAAUUCGCAUCAGGAUUGUCACAAGAGGACCUAACUCCCUUAGUAUCAGACGGUACUUACCUGGUGCCCAACACACACAAACUCAAUAAGGCAAAGAUACCAAUGGUCACACAUAAAGAAAUUAGAGACUUUGGAAACAUGUUCCAGCAUCAUUCUACCUACAAGAUGGCAGCUCAAGCGAAGCAAGAGCCUACUCCUGCAGCUCAAAGAUUCAGACUGAGGAACCAGCUGUGGUGACUCAGUCACCAGGGCCUGCGCUUGCAGUACUACAGGGGGGUGAUAAUAAGCUUUGGCCACGAAGCAGGAUAUCCACAACUUGCUACAAGACAGUAAGGAUCUCUUUGCAGCAGAUUUAGAGAUGGUCAACCUUCAAGCAGUGACAGGCUGCAGGCUACUGAGGAGAACAUAAAUGACUUGCAUCAGGAGGUGACCAUUAUGAGAGACACUCUGACAUAAGUCUAGAUUUUACCAUCUGCCCUAAAUACACAGGUGGACCUGCUCAAUGAACAUAGCCAGGGGUUUACAAGACACCAUUUCUGCUUCCCUUUUACUGUCAAUAGAGGCCAAAAAAUCGCUUUUUAUGUGUUCAAUCUCAUUAACAAAUCACCUAAAACUCCCCUAACAGCAUCUAGAGAUGUUAUUGUUCGAUGUCAAUCACUCACUGCUAGAGGUUGUAUCCUAAUAUUGCUAUGGGGCAAAACAUCAUAUGCCUUUAAAUCCUCACAGCUCACUUUUUUUUUCCCAAGACCUCCACAGGUCAACUCUAAAGAAUCUUGUCAUUGCUUGUUAACACUGACGCAGGUGUGGAGUACAGGUCGUCUGAACUACACACUUUAACAUUGGACAGACAUUGGAGAUUUAUGCUAACCAGUGCACUUUAAGAUCAUUAUAUUUUUUGAGGCACAUUUGUUCUCUGUCUCUUUCUCUUAAUAUAAGAGAAGCCAGUAUACCAUGACAGUCCAUGCUUUUGUUAAGUCAUGACAUAUGUUAUGUGACAAGCUAACUAAUUUAGUUUUCUUGUAUUAUAAAUACAUGUGUAUAAAUGCCAAUAUACUCACAGUGAUGCCUGUUACACAUAUGCCUCAAGAAAAUAUUGAUUGACAAAAAAUAAAUAAAAAUCUUUAGUAGUGAAGAUCCAUUUUAGUGGUGCAAUCUGAUUAAAGAGAAUUUGUCUGGCAGAAGUGUGCCAUAAUUCAUGCUUUUAACAUUCCAUAUAUCUUCUGUCCAAACAUUUGAACUACAUCUUUACAAACUGUGUGGCAGGACACGUUAGUGUGUUGGCUGCACAGUCUAAGUGUGCUCUGUGAAUGAGGUGUCCGAUCGGAAGGGGGGCACAUUCCACUGCCCUCUCCUCCUACUGGUCACUCCAUGUAGUGUGGCUGUGGAGGCGGACCGCUUCUGUUUCCCCUACUCAUUCUGACAGAAACAGUUCUGUGCUCUCUGUGAACACUUCCUGUCAGACCGGGUAGGGGAAGCAGAAGCUGCUCUACCACAGUCCGCCUGCUUAGCCACGCUACACAAUUCUAUCCUAUGGGGAUUCAGCAGACGCCUGAUGUCCUCAUGCACAGUGUGAGGACGUCCAGCAUCAGUUAGGUGACUUUUGGUCGCCUAACCACCCUGAAGUCCCUCUAUUGGCUGUCUGGUAGACCAUCACUAGAGGUGGAGUUAACCCCUCAAGUAAUUAUUGCAGUUUCUGAGAAACUGCAAUAAUUACAUUUGCAGGGUUACAGAGAUUGAGACACUGCACCCAGACCACUUCAAAGAGCUGGUGUGGUCUGGGCUCCUAUAAUGUCUCCUUAAGCACACACUCUAGAAAAAACAGAAAAUAAUCUCUCCCUAAGUAUAGAGUUAUAUAUUUUUUGGUUUGUCCUUGUUUAUGAAGAUUAAUUAAAUUAUGGUUUUUAUCAGUAAUAGGUAACUCUGAAAUAUCCUAUCUGUGUAUCCAGGACUUUUUUUGCCCUAGGAUCACUCUCUCUUUUGUUAAGCACACACUCUGACACACACACUGGCAGAUACACACAGACGUCACUGACACUCAGACACACCGAUUUGACACACAUUUGUUAACAGACGCACAUUGGCAGAUACACUCUUACAGUCACACACACACUCAAUGACAAACACAGACUCACUGAUUUGACACACGCACAUUCACUGACACACUCACUCAUUCAUUGACAGACAGCCUGACGCACACACUGACACUCAUUGUCAGACACACUGAUAGUCACACAAUCAGAGACUCUCACUGAUUUGACACAAACACAUGCACUAACAGACACUCACACACACAUAUUCACAGACAUAAACACACACACAUACACUCACAGAUAUACAGACACCUUAUUAAUGUAAUUAAAAUAUAAUUAAAAUUUUUCCACACAGCCUCCCUACCUGGAGAGCUGGCGUGGAUCCGUCCCUGGGGUCCAGUGGGGCUACUGUGAGGUGGGUGGCUUACCAUCUGUGGCGGCAAGGGAGCUGUGAUCUCUCUGCUUUGCACCCUCGCAGGCUGUCUACCGAUGCUGGGAGCCGGAAUGAUGUCAUCAGUAAAUGGCGCGCGAGCAGAGCAGAGCAGAGAGAUCACUGCUUCCUCGCCGCCUCGGUUUGGUAAGCCACCCGCCGGAGGGAGGGGGGUCUCUAUCAGCAGGUCAGCUCUUGGCCCUCCCCAUGAUAGGGGAUUCACAGGGGAUGCCUUGGUGGGUGUUUGGGGGCGACCUUUUUUGCCGCCCCCUAAAUAGUGCCGACCAAGGCAAAUGCCUAGUUUGCCUUGGGCUAAAUAGAUCCCUGGGGGGAGGGGACGUAAGAAGGGCACAGGAGGGGAGGAGUGACCGAAGAAGGGCACAUGUUGGGGGGAAAGAAGAGUGGCAAAAGAUGGAGAAAAUGGGGCCCUCAGAAGGAUGAAGGGGUCACAAAGAGGUACACAGAGGGACUGAGGGUUCACAAUGAGACUCACGGAGGGACUGAGGGUUCACAAUGAGACUCACGGAGGGACUGAGGGGUCACAAUGAGACUCACAGAGGGAAUGAGGGGUCACAAUGAGACUCACGAAGGGACUGAGGGGUCACAAUGAGACUCACAGAGGGGGACACAGCAGCCAGCCAAACAGCAACAGUAAAUACAGAGAGAAGAGCCAACAUGGGAUGGGUAUGGUAUAUUACUAUAUUGUGAAUAGGGGACAGUGUGUUAGUUGAGGGAUCAUGCAUGUAUUGUGCAUGUGGAAUUAGGUCAAAACCGCUGAUUACUUGUCACUUCUGGUGACGUGUUCAAGAAAUAAAACACCGUCUCGACUGCCGCAGUGUCGUGAAAUGAUGCAUGUCUAAAAAGUGAGUGUCACCAACAUGAAAAGUUUAGAAAACUCUGAUUUAAACAAUAGCUUAAAGGGACACUUUUAAGCACCAAAACAACUUUAGCUUAAUUACUCAAUUUUAAUUUAUUGAUCAUACAGUUGCUCAAUUAGCUGGCUUAAGCUUGUUUAUGUGUUUAGCGUACAAUGCAUGGGAAUAUAGUAUGGAGGGUAUGUCCAGGUGCACACACAUUUUUGCAACACUUUCUAAGCUGUUGCCUGAGUUUAUACAAGUGUACUUGGAGCAUCAUGGUAGCUCUUUAAGCUGAAAGUACUGCUUAUGUAAGUGAGAGAUGCCGGUGAUGCAUAACCGUAAUUCUCCUCUGUAAAGGAACACAUUAAUGUUAAACAUAAGUAUAUUUGUUUUUAACCUUUGGCAUUCCUUGUUGUAGAUCCAGGGUUCUCCAGUGAAAUUAAAAUAAAAGUCCAGUCCAGUCUCCUCUGCAGCCAUUCAGCUUCCUCAUCAGUGCUGAUGAUGUCAGUCAAAGCCAAUGCUUCUCGUAGAGCAGGUGGCAUACAGCUUUCAGAGACUUUUCUCUGUCUAAUGUAGAUUGGCGUUUCUCAAAUAACAUUUUAAAUUGCCUAAGAAGAGACCUUAUGUAUGCAUCAAAACACUACAUUAAGAUGUGGUGGUUUUGGUGCUUGCAGUGUACCUUUUAAGAAGCAACAGCUAUAGUUGUCACUGAAAUUCACACUGAUAUUGAAGAGAGAAAUUCAAAUGAAAACAUUUUGCUCUCCUUAUUUCAGCAUGUAAAGGUAAUAAAAUAAUUUGUAUCAUUAGUAGUUAUUGAUGACAUGUUGAAAAUUGACUGGUAUCUAGAAGUGUGCUGAAAUAAUCCACUUUCUUAUAUAUGUUUACAUGUACAUUUUCUUGCUGAUCUUGUCCAGGUAAACUGCACAUUAACAAUCUAAAUUUUUUUUCCCUCAGACAGUAUUUGAAAUGUAUUAAACUUGGCGAAGGCUUGUGAAUCAAUUUUUGUAUAUUUCAGAUAUCUGUAAAAGUUUUGAGAUUAAGUUUAAUUCGAUGAUUGGAUGCUUACAUUCAAUUAUACCCCAUACUUUAGGCUCAAUUUAGACAUGAUUGAAUUUAAUUCAUUAUUAAAUUUGUGCGUGCAGUCCAUUAUCCUCUGUAUUUUUGUGAUUUGCCUGUAAUCUCACAGUACAGCUAUUGCUGCUUCCCUUGUUAUUGAGUUAAAGGACCACUAUAGGCACCCAGAACACUUCAGCUCAAUUAAGUGGUCUUGGUGCCAGGUCCAUCUAGUGUAAGCCCUGCAGCUGUAAACAUAGCAGUUUCAGAGAAACUGUAAUGUUUACACUAGGGUUAAUCCAGCCUCCACGCUUUUCACUGUGAACAUCACGGUGAGAAGAUGCUGACGUCCAUAGGAAAGCAUUGAGUAAUGCUUUUCUAUGGACUGUUUGAAUGCGCGCACAGCUCUUGCCGUGCAUGUGCAUUCAAAGCUGACGUCGGGAGAGGGAGGAGAGUUUCCCAGCGCCGAGGGAGCCCGGCGCUGGAGAAAUGUAAGUGUUUAACCCCUUCAGCUCAGCGGAAGUGGCACCCUGAGGGUGGGGGGGGGGGGGCCUAAAUAACCCUAUAGUGCCAGGAAAACAAGUUUGCUUUCCUGGAACUAUAGUGGUUCUUUAAAGUGAUAGUCAUGAAUAAACAUAAGUCUGCCCUUUGUGCCCAAUGAGCUGCCUAAUAAAAAUGUAUAACCAAGAGAUAGUUAAACAGAAUGAUAGUUGUUUUUUUCGUCUGGUGGAGAAGGCUGCCGUGUUUUGAUCUCUGUAGGGGAAAAGACCUUGAGAAGCUCUUAAAGGGAUACUAUAAGUGCCAGGAAUAUAGCUCCCUCUGCCUCCUCCUCCUUUAUUUACUUACCUGAUGUCCCUCUGUGUUGGGUCGCAGCUCUGCCGCCUCCUCCGCAAGACAGUAAUUGGAGGCAGAAUUAUUGCUGCAAUGUAAACGUUGCAGUUUCUCUGUAACUGCAAUGUUUACCAUUAUAGCACUAAGUGCAAUAGGGACACUAACACACUGCACCCAGACCACUUCACUGAGCUCAAGUGGUGUGAUUGCAUAUAAUGUCCCUUUAAGAAGUUAGAUUACCUUUCAUUGAGUCAGCUGCUACAUGCUUUGUACAGUAAUACUUUGCACUUAAAGGGACACUAUAGGGUCAGGUACACAAACAUGUAUUCCUGACCCUAUAGUGUUAAAACCACCAUCUGCCCCCUCCCCCCUUGCCUCCCUAAAUAUAUUAAAACCUUGUAUUCAAAUCUGCAGCUGCUGCCUCUGCCCCUGAUCUGCCUGCAUGACUGAUGUUAUCAGAAGUGAUUCUUCAGCAUAUCACAAUGCUUUCCCAGAGGAUUGGCUGAGACUGUCAAGGAGGCAGAUCAGGGGCAGAGCCAGCACAAGUAAAACACAGCCCUGCUCAAUCAGUAUCUCCUCAUAGAGAUUAAUUGAAUAAAUACAUAUAUAUGGGCAAAGUACAGUAUCUCCAUGCAGAGGGUGGAGACGCUGAAUGGCAGUGAUGCACAAUGUGCAGCACUGCCCCAGAAAGCACCUCUUGUAGCCAUCUGAGGAGUGGCCAAUGGAGUUAUCCCUAGGCUGUAAUGUAAACAUUGUAUUUUCUCUGAAAAGACCGUAUUUACUGCAAAAAGCCUGAAGGGAAAGAUUCUACUUACCAGCACAAAUACAAUAAGCAGUAGUUGUUCUGGUGACUAUAGUGUCCCUUUAAAGUUUGUAAAACGGUUGCAUUAUCUUCUGUGCAGUGAUUAAAGGGACACCUGAACAACUUCAGCUUAAUGAGGUUGUUCAGGUGAGAACUAUAGCUCCCUGCAGCCAUUAAACACUGUAUUUUGUGAGAAAAUACAGUGUUUACAUUGAAAGCUAGGAACAGCUCCAGUUACAGUCACUCAGAGUGAACCAGAGGGACUUCAGAGUUGAUGGAGGCAUAAUAUGCCUACAUCCACUCAGAUCUGCUUUCAGCAGAGCACAGGGCAGCACUGUGCACAGCAUCCUGUGAUUCAGUAUCUCCUCCCUCUGCAUGCAGACACUGAACUUUCCUCAUAGAGAUUCAUUGAUUCAAUUCAUCUCUAUGAGAUGUUGAUUGGCCAGGGCUGUGUUUGAAUCAUGCUGGCUCAGCCCCUGAUCUGCCUCCUUGUCAGUCUCAGCCAAUUCUAUGGGGAAGCACUGUGAUUGGAUCAGGCUACCAUGUCAGCAGACUGCUUGUUUUUCUGAGUCUAACAGUAUGAAGAUUUACAGCUUCAGACUUGAAUACAGUAAGAUUUUGCUAUAUUUAUGGAGGCAUGAGGGGCCCAGGGGGGCUAGAUGGUGGUGUUAACACUAUAGGGUCAGGAAUACAUGUUCGUGUUCCUGACCCUAUAUUGAUCCUUUAAGUGUCUGAAAAAGAUUAUAAACUGAGAAAAAAAAUAAUAAAAUGUAUGUCAGAAGAUCUACCUUGCCUGCUGUGGUUUCUCAGAAAUCAGGAGUUGUAGGCACUCUCUUUGUGAAUUGCAGUUUACAAUAAGAAGUCAACUUCCACCAAUACAGUGGAUAAACAUACCCCAUCCCCCCUGAAAUAAAACACUAAAAAAGCAAGUAAAAUAGUUAACUUUAUUGCAAAAUUAAAAUAAACACAAUUAUUGCAUGGCAAAAUAAAGUCCACAACCACACUAGAAAAGAGUUGCCUAUUGUGAUUCUUACCUAAAGCACUUUUAGCUUAUGGGAACUACACUUGCCAUGUGAAAUGCAUUGAGUUGCUCUAUUUUGAAUGUGAUAGUGGGCUCUUCCAGCUUGCAGUGGUUUUGUAUGUUCUUUCCAUUGCAAUAAAUGCCAAUAUUUUUGUUAUGCUUUUUGGAGUUAGUUUGGAAGGGGGUGGGGGGAGGUAUUUCCCUACCUUUAGGCAAAAGUAUGACUUCUUAUUGUGAGCUGAACUGCCACACUAUAGUUUUUAUAAAUUAUAUUUAUUUAUUUCCUCAAUAUCCUUUUCUAAAUCUUAUUUUCAUUUUUGAUUGCUGUAAUUCAUCAGUGUAAGCACAUGAAUAUGAAAAGGGAACGUGAUGCAUGAUUUCUGCUGUAGCCACACUCUUGGGUCAGUGCUCAGCUUGCUUUCUGAUACUUGCUGAUCCCUUUUCACCGUGUUUGUACAUUUUCCUGAACAUACACUAGACUAGAGCCUUAUAAAUCCAAAUGGUACCUUGCUGUGGUAUGACGAAUUUAGAAAAUCAAGUUAAUUCACUACAUUUAAGUUUAUUGUAUUAAAGUCUUCAUAUAAAUUUUAUCUGUACUGAUGGCUCAGCUGUUCAAGAAAUUGUACAGGUGCCAAUUGGAUGCUUGCAUGAUGAGAUGGCCAUAAUUAAUUUUACUCUGGUAUGUUUGAACUUUAAGCAGUGUUCUACAUCCUCUAUAGAUGUGGCUUUCUCAAUAUUUGUGUUUUGUCCAUUUAGGUGCAGAACCAAGAAGAGGAGGAGAGGCCUUCAACAUCAAGUAAUCCAGUGCUGGAACUGGAGCUCUCAGAAGAGAAGUUGCCGAUGACCCUAUCAAGGCAGGAGGUGAGAGGUUACUUUUAUGUGUGAUAAGUGACAGCUUGCAGAAGAUAUGAUAUUAUAUUUAGUCUGUAAAAUGGUAUCAGAAGUAAAGUUUUCAGGUUUUGUGUAAAAAAAUAAUAUAUAUAUAUAUAUAUAUAUAUAUAUAUAUAUAAAUAAUUUUUCUCAUCAAGUAUCUACAGUUCCUUUUUACUACUAGAGCAUGAUUUAGUUUUUCUAUUUCUAUUCUGCAUUCGUUUUAGUUAUUUUAAAAUGGUAAUGAAUUUAUUCUAUAACCUUUCGAAUACAUAACCAACCAAUGUCUUCUGAUGUGCGGUAAUUGCUUAGUACAUAAUGAGUACUCUUCUUGGUUUUAAGAGAACAAAGUAAUGUGUUGGACUAGUGAAUUAAUGUACAAAUCUUAAAGGAACACUAUAGGGUCAGGAACACAAACAUGUAUUUCAUGUUUAAAACCACCUUCUAGGGGGUGGAGCCUAACAGCGGAGCUGAGCGGUCGCAACUUACCGGAGCUCCGGCUACACCGCGGCGAUUUUGGGGUAAACACCGCUUGGACCAAGCUGUUUCACAACCGGUCCAACCACGUGCAGCUGGGGAGUCACCCGGAGACUGCCUGGAGUAGCAACAGCAGCGCUAGCUCCAACACUUGAGUCUGCAGCACGAGUUGGGGCCUACCACAUGCGGGCAGGCGGGAAGUGGCCAUUCCCCCUGCUAAGGUACUGGGUGACUCAGCUCCCACAGUAGACCCCACCAGAGACUUGCCCUCCCCCCCCCCCUGACGGAGAGGGAGAGCCCGGUAUCACACACAUACCCACAGAAGAUAUGGGGCGCAAGCAUAAGAGACAGUUCCAGACAGACAGGCCUGCAGUGCAGGAUAUUAGACUAUCCUUUGGGAGGGCACCCCAGCAAACACCCACAAGGGCGGCAGCUGAGCAAUACAGUGAGCAAGAUGCCUCUGAUGACUCCCCUGAAGAGGAGGAAUCUAUCAUCUCUCCUCACCCAGCUGGAGUGUACCAGCGAACUAACUCAGAUGAGGACUCAUCCCCCUCCACAAAGGGAGAUAUUAAAAAACUACUCCUAGAUCUGAGAACAAUGUGGAAGUCCGACCUCCAGGAAACACAAACUGACAUCAAGGCUCUGCAGCAUGAGAUGUCUGCAAUGGAGAGCAGAGAACAAGCCAGAGACACUCAGCUCCAGACCACUACACAAAAAGUGGAGGGUCUCACCUCACAAGUUAAACAAAUAAGCAAAAUGGUGCUCACACUCGAGUCCAGACACAGGCGUCGGAAUGUGCGUCUGAGAGGUCUACCUGAACAGGUUGAGGGGGGGGACACACUGCGAUAUGUUCAAAAGCUGUUUACCUCAAUGGGCGUUCAUAGCCCCACAGACACCCCUUGCAUCCUGGCCGCCUUCCGAGUACGCAAAUCUGUAGCGGCACCAGCAGACGCACCGAGAGACGUCAUUGUGACAACCAAAGACAUCGCGGUGAGGACUGCUGUUAUGACUAAAUCCAGAUCUAUGGGCCAAGUGAGUUUUGAGGGCCAUAACCUCUUCAUCUACAGUGACCUCCCAUUUGCCGUCCUGGCGGAAAGAAGACAGCUGGCCCCAGUGGCUAGGAGGCUGCGGGACUGCUCUAUCAGAUAUCGCUGGAAUGCGGAUGGCUCUCUGGCCGUCACACAAGGCACAGAAACAUUCACCCUAACCUCUUCGGAUAACCCAGAGACUCUCUUUAACAAACUAGGCCGACCAGCCGCCAAUAUGCCAAAAGAGACAAACCGAGAGGAAGCAACACAUGAGAAAAAGGCCGUGGGGAGAGCGAAACAACAGAGCAGUCCGACCAAGAGACACCUGCCUAACACCAGGGACAGUUCUGGAACGCCAUAAAUGUUAUCAAGGAACUGUCGGAGUGCUAUUUCCUUCAAUGCUGCCAUGUUCUAUAAUUUUCUUGUUUUUACAUAUAUAUAUAUAUAUAUAUAUAUAUAUAUAUAUAUGUGUAUAACUUUUUAUUUCUUAUGUAACGUUUUAAGCUCUGCGGGCACCUACCGCUCGCUGAUGCGCUAUAUCAUUAUACAUGACCUAUAGAGGAGCACAAAUACUGCUGAUGUCUCUACAUGUGACCUUUCUCCUCUGUCUUUCUCCCCCUUUUUUUUCUUGGGUCAUGUUGAACCCUAACGUGCCUUAAAAUAAUCUCCAACUGUUUAUUCCUUAUAUAUAAAUGACACAGAUGUAUAUCAUGUGCAUAACCCUAAUAAAAUUCAAAUUUAAAAAAAAAUAAAACCACCUUCUAGGAAAGUAUUGGAUAGGCUGAGACUGUCAAGCGGCAGAGUAAACACAGCCCUGGCUAAUGCACAUAUCCUCAGAGAUAUUCAUCAAUGCAUUUCUAUGAGUAAAGUUCUGUGUCUCUAUGCAGAGGGUGGAGACACUGAAUGUCAGUUCUGCAUAUAGUGCCCCAGGAAGCACUUCUAGUAGCCAUCGGAGAAGUGGCCAGUGCAGUUAUCCCUAGGUUGUAAUGUAAACACUGCAUUUUCUCUGAAAAGACGGGGUUUACUGCAAAAAGCCUGAAGGGAAUGAUUAUACUCACCAGAACAAAUCCAAUAAGCUGUAGUUGUUCUGCUGACUGUAGUGUCCCUUUAAACCAGUGGUAGUCAACCUUUUUCUACCUACAGCCCACUAAUGCAUCUUUUUGGUUGAAAAAAUGUCCUUACCACCCACCAUUUUUUGCGCAAGUGCAGAAUAUUUUUUAGAAAGUAAGGUGUUUUAAAAAUAAAUAAAUGUACGUACAUUUAUCUUUUUAUUUCUACUUAAUGCAUGUUUAUAAUGUUUUUAACUUUAUAAAGUUUAAUGAGAAAACAAUAAAGUAAAUUGAAAUUACCUUUACUAGUGAUUAAUAAGAUCCUUGAGGUUGAUGCUGCAAGACUAAAUAUUUGAUAUCUGGUUCGAUUUUCGUAAGGAACAAAUAAAGGUUUCCUCUUUCAGUGAUAUUCAGACGACUUCUCUGUCUGCGCAUAAUAUGAUUUCUCAUCUGUGCGUCAGCUCCCCUCCUCUCCUUCCUCAAUUCCCCUCCCCACUUUUUUUUAUUUUUUUUAUUUUUUUAACCUUCCUUAUAGCAAUGCCCAGUAGGAAGGCUGAGCUAGGUAUCCCACUUACUGUUACUUACUAUAGCCCACUAUAACAGACAGGCAUACAUACAUACAUACAUACAGACAGACAGACAGACAGACAGGCACACACACAAGACACAUGCAUACAGACACACACAUACAAAGACACACACAAAGACACAUACACACAGACAGACACAAGACACACAUACAUACGACACACAUACAAAGACACAUACACAUAACACAUACAUACAAAGACAAGACACACAUAUAUACAGACAGGCACACAUACACGACACAUACAAAGACAAAUACAUAAGACACACAUACAUACACACACAUACAGACACACACACGAGACAUACAUACAAAGACACAUACACACAACACAUACAUACAAAGACAAGACACAUAUAUACAGACAGACACACACACACAAGACACAUACAAAGACAAAUACAUAAGACACACAUACAUACACACACAGACAGACAGACACACACAAGACAUACAUACAAAGACACAUACACAAACAAACACACACAUUAAAUUUAAGUCACCCUCCUGUUUCCUACCUUUAAGGUGCAGGAGGGUGACUUUCUCUGGGGUCCAGUGGUGGCUCAGAUGGAUGGGAGUCAGAGUUCCCACUCCGACUCCCUCCUCCUUCCUACCGCGCGGUCUGUAUGUUAGCUGGGAGGAGUGACGUGCAGUCACUUCCUCCCAGCUCUGUGAUGUAAUCACAGGGAGCCCGUUCGCGCUGUUAAAGCGCCCAGCGCUGACCGGGCCCCCUUACAAUCCACAUCCAUCGGGUGGCCCUGACAGCAUGGGCCACCCGAUGGACCCCUCCAUAUGCGGCCCCGUCGGUUUGCCGCGCGGGCCGGGGCCGCAAGUGGUGAUGGUGGUACCCGGUCGCAGGCGUACCGCCGGCUCGCGCCCGCUCAAUCUGUCAAAAUUAGAAAAUCCCUACCGCCCACCUGGAAUCCUGAAACGCCCACAAGUGGGCGAUAGGGACCAGGUUGACGACCCAUGCUUUAAACAGUCAAACAUAUCCCAUGUUAACCCUCAAUGGGCUAGUACAUAUAAACAGGGAAUAUAUCGACUUGACAAAGAUGCAAACCUCCUGUUGCAACCAAGUGGAUUGUUUUAUUAAACCAUAUUAAUCCAUCCAUUUCAGUCCACCAAGGUAACAGUGCAGUGUUUCCAUUGUAUAGACAAGUGUUUGUAUGUAUAAUAGCAGGUGCAAGUGUAUUUUCCCAUUGUCAAACUUUUACACUAUCUUGCAGAUAGAGGGGAUUGCAUAAAGAACAGUUCUGAUGCAGUGUUCUAAAACAGGGGUUCCCAAACCAGCCCUCAAGUACCCCCCACACCCCUAUUCCAGGAUUUAGGGAUUUCCCUGUUGUGUCUAAAGUGUGUUUUUAUGUUUUUUCUUUCCUUUUUAAAAAACAUCUUAGACAAAACUGGGUAAUCCCUAAAUCCUGGAAUGUUGGGGGGGUACUUGGGGACUGGAUUGGGAACCACUAAAAGAUCAGCAAUCAGUGAGAGCAUUCUAUUGGUUUACUGAGUAAAUUCUCAGUUCCCUCUCUAGAAUUGCAUUUAAAAAAAUAAAAUACAAAAAUUCAAUAUAAGUAAGCUUAGCUGUUCCCUCACCAUCUCUUUUGUAUAAUCUGUGCAUGUUUAUUGCAGGAAUGUUUAUGGGUCUCUCAAUAAAAAUCCAAAACCCCAGUUUGUCUUUGCCCUCAUUUAGAAAUAGUGCCAUUUGUGAGAUCAUAAGUCACUUCAGGAUAGGCUCUUCCUUGAACUAGUGCGGUAAGACUUGACUACUUCUAACAGAUGGAGUCAGAGAGACCAUCUGAUUGGCGCAGUGUGGUAUUUUGCUGUGCAUGCGAACUUGCAAUCCAGUGCCUUCCUAUGGGAAAACAAGGAGGCGGGACCAGGCACGGAGAGAGCACUGCGGCAUAAGAUGCAAUCUAUGUUAACUAUUGUGUAGUUAACUUAUAACCUUUAUGAGGGGACAUCAACUUUACGGUAACUAGAGCAUGCUAGCGUUAAAUUACACAUUUGUAUUCCUAACACUAUAGUGUUCCUUUUAAGUGUGAUAACUAUUUUUAAGGGGCUGUAUAUUUGGUCACUUGCCUGACCUACCAACUUCUGAUAUUUGAUCUUCUUUUGAAAUUAUCUGGAUAUAAAGUACAGAACUUUGCCUUAGGGGACUAUGCAUGGAGUGUGCAAACCAAUUCAUACAUUUGCAUUGAUUGUGGUUAUGCUGUGGAGCUAGCAAGAGCUUUCCAAGAAUAACACAGCGGUUAGUUUGUCAGCUGGGUGAAAUCACAAGGACUCUGGAAAACGACUGUUCCACGUUUUUAAUAAGUUGAAGGAUUUCCCAAAACCAGAGUAUCAAUCAGUGUUGCAUAAGAAAUGUUGGCUUACUUUAAAGUCAAAUUACUGGCUCCCUUUUAGCAAUACUUCAAACUUGUUAAUGGGGCAGAACAUGGCUCUGAUAUAAAUUAAGGCCAGUGAGAAAUUUUAUGGCUAGAAAAUGAAUAUUUUCCAUCCACAAAAAAAGGUAUUCAAAAUAAAUUAUUAACUUUUCAGUGUGUGUAACUAAUUUAAUUGUAUUUUACUGAUAUUAUUUUAACCUUGGUAAGUAUGUACUGGCCCGAUGGUAAAUAUUCAUCUAUACUUUAGCAAGUGACCUUGUUUUUAACCCCUUUGUAGCUACUAUUAAAGACAGCUCAUUGUUAUGAGUGCAGUUCUCUGAUUUUUAUGUCAAAAUGUUUUGGAAGAGUUAAAAAAACAAAAACAGGCCUCUCCCUGGCAGUGGACCCCCAAAAAAAAGGAAAACAUGUUUUUUUGUCCCUGACACUAGAGUUUCUUUGAGCAAAUCUUCUAAUCACAUUUUUAUUUUUACUAAUACAUUCUGCUAAUCUCUCAAUAUCAACAAUGACUCAUGGACGAAAUGUUAGAGCAUAGUUUUUUUGUACAAACAUUUUUACUUUAACAUUUUGUCACUUGCUGAAAGAGUAUGUCAUUUAAGUAAAUGUGCACCAAUUUUAGUUUUUACAAUAUUACAUACAAUAUAAUGCAAUAUUGUCUCUUACAACAUCUUCCAUUUAAAGCCAAGUUCAGGCUAGUCCAAUGUACUAAGCAUGCACAAAAAUGUCUUUUGAAAUGAAUCAUUCUAAAACCUCUAGUCUGUGAUGGCUACAAACGUGCAUUCCAUACGGUUUAGCAAGCUUAACUAACAGCUAGCAUUUAAGUUGUUUCUCACAGGUUGAGCCUUCUGUGGGCAUUGCUAACAAACCAAGUUGUAUGCAGGUUUCCUUUAAAGGUACUUAAACCUUGUGAAUAAAUGUAUUUAUGUAGUGUUACAAAUAACAUUUAGAAUAAUGCCAAAGUAAAAAUUAAUUAAAUAAAACUUGCCAUUAAUUCAGCGCUGCAUCUCACUGCGACAGGUUCCUAGCCUUGCUGUGAGAUUAUCAGUGAUGUGUAAGAUCUCGGGUCAGUCCAAUGCUUCUUAUAAAGAGGCAUAGGGGCCCUGUUGCGAAUGCACAGCAGUGGACAUUAUCACAGAAUUAUCAUAGUUUGUCGUUGUCAUGUUGGGUGUGAUGUCUUCACAAGGAAAUGCCUCUAGCACUUUGCUUGAUUGACAUCCACUAGAAUUAUUCAGACUGGCAAAUAUAAAGGCUGACAUUUGUCAGACUCCAGUAACAAAAUCUACACACCAAAAUCACUACAGUGCAAUGUACAGUUUUUUUGCUUAAAGUGUCUUUUUUUUUUUUAAACCUCUAAAUUUAUGAAAUUCGGAAUACUUUCUGUGUUUCUUAUUGAUCUUCCCAAAGUCUAAAUUUGUGGAAAAACACAGUAAAACUUUUGCAACUGUUUAGGUAGAGUUCUCCAUGUGUAUCAGAUUAUGAAUAAACCAAGAUCCUUACUGAGAAUUUUUUUUUUUAUGGCUUUUCUUAGGCCAAUUCUUCCUUUUGUGAAUAAUUCUAACAGGUUUAAUAUCGAGGUUUUAAUUGCUGUUAAAUUAAAAUCAAUUUUCCUUUGUCUUACUCUAACCUGAACUUCAUGUUGGCUUUAGGGUUGUGAAUGUUGGAUACUGGCCAUUUUUUAUUUCCCGCCCAUCUAUAUGGAGAAACACCUGUGUAAACAUCUGGGUCACUCAAUAAGGGGUCCUACGGGAUAUAUUCUGUGCUUUGAAACACACAUCCUUAUAGUUCUGUGAAGUUACAUUUAGAUGUAGGACACCUUUUUAAACAUCUUAAACAUUUUUAACCAUUCUGAAGCCUGGAACACAAACUUUAUUCAGUUUAGGUAAUUUAUUUUAAAAUCUCAGUUUAUAGCCGUGUGAGACAGUGUGUUCUAAAGAAUUUCAGUUAAAGUCUGCAGAGGUUUCUCUUGGCUCCGUCUGUAGCAGGUGUCAUUACUUUUUCAUCAAGAACUGCUUCACAUAUCUGAAAUAAAAACUGACUGCUUUACCAUCUUUAAAAAAGAACUUGCCUUUCUGCAUUGUUUUGCACUCUGUGUCGAUUUGGUUUGGCAACGAAAUGUUUCCCUCUCUGAGCUUGCGAGAGAGAGAGUUCUUUUAAUUUACAGUGACAGAGCUCCACUUGUACAAACAUACUCACAAAGUUAGAGAAUUGCAAUGGGAUUUUGAGAGAGCUUUAUUUAUAUAUUUGUUUGCAAUUCUAUAUUUUGUUGCAAGUAAUUUUAUAUUUUAGAAAUUUGCAAAUGCAUUACAGAAUAUAUCUAGUGGCACAUGUCUACUUAAAAUAGUCUCUGCUGAUAAUAAAUGGGUUUCAAAUAUAUAUUUUUUUUAAUUGUUCCCAAUAUCCUUUCAGCUGUACCCAUUUACCUAUCUGUAGAAUUGCCAUACACUCCUUGCACUUCAUGUGUGUAUUGCCUAUACCUUUUAUUGUCAUCUGUCUUCUAGAUCAGUGGUUCCUAACAUGUGCUUCAAACUACAGGUGGGCACUAAUAACUUUUAUGUUUUCAUAAUCCUUUUAAGGCUCUGUGCCACUCUACGGACCGAUCAGAAGAUCUAAAAUGGACAGAACUGCUGUGAUGAGCAUUACAAGGGAGCAGACCAUCUGUGCCUUGUCAAGUGGUGCAAAAGUGUCCAGAGCUCCAUUGCAGUCUAGCAGUGUUAAUAGGUAAAGGCUAUAAGCCAUGUAACAUCAUGACUGAUCUCACUAAUUCAAGCAUCAUAGCUGCAAGGGAGAAUUGAAAGCGGUCUGUAGUUUGAGAAGAUGAGGGUAGAUGCAAUUUUGGAGCGGAAAACUGGUUACAACCCAGCUAAACAACCCCUCACCCUAUACAGGAAAACAAAACCGACAAAGGCCUUCCAAGCCGAGAUAUGGGGGAGCGGCUGCGACUCUCGCAAGCCCCUCUGUGGGACAAAAUGGCGCUGGUGGGUGAAGGAUCUUUGUACUCCUCAGAAGACGAGGCAUUCGAUUAUAGGAGAAGGGGCAAUGUGUGCUUCAUUAGUCAGACCCAAGCACCAGCAAGCCGCCACUGAACAGCUACUCAAUUGAAGAGCAUGCUAGCAGAAUUACAAAUGAACAUCGCGGCUGACAUGGCUGGCAUUAAAGAUGCUAUAGAAGGUGUCACCUCAAGGAUCACCCUGCUGGUGACCUCAUCAAGUUCCCAAGACCAAAGAAUUAACUCCAAGCAGGUUAAAAUAGCUGAGAACCAGCAACAACAAACAGCCACCAACAACAAGGAAGACACCUUUGAAGAUCAACAGAGGCGUUCUAACCUCAAAAUCUGCAGACUUUCCUCACUUUGUCAGAUGCAUGAUAGGCACCUUGUUGCCACCCAAAUAGGGCAAGGCAGUAAGGCUAGACGGCACAUUCAGACUGCCGAAGCAAUCCACAGCGCCAGCAUCCGCUCACAUAGACCUGAUAGUCCGAUUCCAGUUAGGGAUGCACCAAAAUUAAAAUUCUGGGCCGAAACCGAAAAUUCAGGAUGCCCUUGGCCGAAAACCGAAACCAAAAGUGACUUUCCCCCCCACCCCCCAAAUUAUUUUAAAAUCGUUUUUUAUAUAAUUUUAUCAAUAUUAGACUUUUUAAUUAAUUUAAUGAAUCUAAUAUGAAAAACUACAAGCAAAUAAAAUAAAUAACGACACUUUUAUUGAAAGUAACACAUCAAAAUUGGACAGAAAAUAACUUUAAAAAAAAUUAUAUAUAAAAAUCUGUUAAAUUUCUUUGUUAUAUAGGACUAAAGAAUAAUAUAUUGUGGAUAUUAAUUUAAUAUCAAUAUACAUUCUUCAUUUAGUUCUAUGCAACAGAAUCAGAUUUAAAAAAAAGAAUAAUUCCACUGUAUUGCAGUCAGUGUCUCUGUAUUGCAGUCAGUCAGUGUAUCUGUAUUGCAGCCAGUUUAUAAUGUAGAUAUGUGGGUGUAGAAUACAGUCUCCUGUCUGUAAUGAACUUUUCCAGUCUCACUCACACUCAGUCCAUGUGUUACAAAGCAUUUAUUCAUGUUACACAUUGACUCUGCAGCUUUCUUUAACCAAUAACACUGCCAAAUAGAUCUCACACUCUGCCCAUACUCUCUGUAGAGUUUAAAGGGACACUAUACUCACCUGAACAACUUCAGCUUAAUGAGGUUAUUCAGUUGAGAACCAUAGCUCCCUGCAGCCUUUCUCAUGUAAACACUGUAUUUUGUGAGAAAAUACAGUGUUUACAUUGAAAGCUAGGAACACCUCCAGUUGCAGUCACUCAGAGUGAACCAGAGGGACUUCUGAGUUGAUGGAGGCAUAAUAUGCCUCCAUCCACUCAAAUCUGCUGUGCACGAGCAUCCUGUGAUUCAGUAUCUCCUCCCACUGCAUGCAGACACUGAACUUUCCUCAUAGAGAUUUAUUGAUUCAAUUCAUCUCUAUGAGGAGAUGCUGAUUGGCCAGGGCUGUGUUUAUAUAAUGCUGGCUCUGCCCCGAUCUGCCUCCUUGUCAGUCUCAGCCAAUCCUAUGGGGAAGCACUGUGAUUGGAUCAGGCUAUCACAUGUCAGCCGACUGCUUGUUUUCCCUGAGUCUAACAGCAUGCAGAUUUACAGCUUCUGGCUUGAAUACAGUAAGAUUUUUACUAUAUUUAUAGAGGCAUGAGGGGCCCAGGGGGGCUAGAUGGUCGUGUUAACACUAUAGGGUGAGGAAUACAUGUAGUUGCACUGGUGACUAUAGUGUCCCUUUAACAUUAUUCCUGCCCUCAUCCAAAAUGGCCGCUCGGUAGCACCCUCUUCCGGUGACAUCUGGUUCUGUAAUAGUGAAGGAGUUCGCAUCUGCGAUGAGUGCAGGCAUUGUGCUUUAGAGACAGACCCGAAGUGGCGUUACUAAUGACACUGGAGUAAGAAGAGGGAGUGGAUACAGGGCUGGGACACCCAGUGAGGUGGGUAUUAUAAUAUCCAUAGUAACAGUGUGUUUAUAUAGAGAGAUAGCUGUAGUGUGCUAUCGCGGUACCGCACGCAGGGGAAAUGGGUGGGAGGAGCAAAGGAGUGAGGUGUGAUUUUCAGCAGAUUUAACCCAUUUUCGUCCGAAAUGGGAUAGCCCCAUUUUCGGCUGAAAAUUUCGGCCGCCUAAAUUUCGGUGCAUCCCUAAUUCCAGUCCGUGCAGGACAAGACCCUCUUGUUGGCGGCUGCCCACGGGAAACCUCCCUUACCAUUUGAGGGAGCCACGCUGACAAUGUUCCCUGAUCUCACUAGAGGCACCAUUGAGUGGCGCAGAGCCCUGCGGCCACUACUACCUCUGCUCCGUGACAGGAGAAUCCAGUAUCGGUGGGGGGCCCACGCAAAUUUGGAAUUUUGGUAUCUCCCCAGAUGGUAACUAGAUCCCUUUGCGGUACUGGAAUUCGUUCCCCGAUCAUCCCGAUGCCCAUCCUCUCCACGGGAGAAGACCUAACAAGCUAAGAGUUUCCCAGGACUUACCUGUCAUACAAGGGGGGACACCAAGACCUCCGACCGCUGUAUCCUCAAUAGAAGCUAUAUAUAGCAGCACAGUUCCAGAAUGUUUGUUUUGUUUUCAUUGUUAUAUUUUGUUAAUAAAGUGAUCUGUUCGUAUCUAAGGCGCUUGGGGUGCAGUAUAAAUGGGCAAUAAUCAAUAGCAGCUACAGAACUUAUAUGCUACUGAGGAUAAAGCGUAAUUGUACAGAGGAAGAGGAUUGUAGACAACCAUCCAUGAAAGUUUUAAGUGAUUUUAGAGAGAAAGGAUAUAAAGAGGAACUCCUCAAUAAGGCAUUAAAGGAAACCUCUUUGAAAGAUAGGGAGGACCUUUUAACCCGAAAUAAAUCUAAGAGCGAUAUAAUAAUGACAAUCAGUUCUCGUUUAUUUGUGAUUUUAAUUGUAAUUAUAACAAUGUACAGAGAAUAGUGAAGAAAUACUGGCCCAUGUUGAAAGGGGACGAGAUUUUAAACUCUAUACUUCCGGAGAGGCCAAAAAUAAUUUAUAGGGGAGUGCCUAAUUUAAACAAAUUAGUUCACAGCCAUCUUCCAAAAAAAGAGAUAUCUAAGAACCUAUUUAGAGAAAAGGGGGGAUUUUCUGGAUGUGUAAAUUGUGGGGCAUGCAUUAAUACGAAAAAUAAAAAAAGGCAUAUUAGUCAAUUUACACACCCCAAAAACAAAAAUGAGAAAUUUCCCAUAAAACAACUGAUCACCUGCCACUCCAAGAGAGUAAUUUACAUAAUCAAAUGUACAUGUGAUCUACUCUACAUAGGAAGAACCACAAGAUCACUCCAUAUAAGAAUUCAAGAACAUGUACGCAACAUCAGAAUAGGUUUCGAAAAACAUAGUCUCUCCAAUCAUUUUAAAUUUAAACAUGACAAAGACCCAACUCAACUCAUGUUCUUGGGAGUACAGAGAGUGGAGACCAAUUGGAGGGGGGAAGAUCUCAUCACUGUGAUGGGAAAGGCAGAGAUGAGUUGGAUUUUUAAUUGCAACUUCCUCCUCCCCUAUGUGCUGAAUAGUGACUUUGAGCUAUGUCACUUUUUAUAAGUUUUUUUUUUUUUUAUUAUGUGUAUAUUUUGUGUGUGUGUGUGUGUAUGUAUAUGUAUAUGUGUAUAUAUAUAUAUAUAUAUAUAUAUAUAUAUAUAUAUAUAUUUCAUUUUUUGUGUAUAUAUAUAUAUUUAAUACAUACAUUUUUACCACUUCGGUUUUUUUAUAUAUAUUUUUUAAUUCUAUAUUUUCUAAUUAAACUUUUCCCAAUAUAACUAUUACUUUUUGGCCACUAGAAGUGUGGAUAGCACUUUUAUAGUUAUAACUUAUGGAUUUUUAAAAUUGUAUCUAAAGACACUUUCGAAGUAUAUUUUUUUUCACUAUGGGGUACUUUUAUGCACUUUACUGUUGUUCCACUUAUACUUAUAAUUGUGCAAUUUGCAUGUUUCAGGCGAGUGUUUAAUUAUUUUUAUUAUUCCCUUGCCGCUGUUAUGAGCCUUAUUAGAAUUAUGGACUUUGUAUUGAGGACUCUGCUGUGAGGGAAUUUGCUAGUUUACAUGAUUGCGAUAUCCGUACCGGAAGUAACGUAUGGACGUAAUGUCACUUACGGUUAUUGAUCCGAACGGCAGUAAUACCUGAGAAAGAAACACCCACGAAGAAGACAGCUAUCAUUGGAUAACGAGCAGCUGAGACAACGAAUCGGACAACAGGUCCAGGAUUUAAAAAGCAGGAAGAGAUGAAGAGAAGAUCAACUUCGAUUGAGAAAACCCGAGGAGAGGGCGAAACGUGUCUUGGAGGAUCUACCCAGCAUUUAUGGACGUUUAUUUUAUUGUUUUGUAAGUCUUAUGUGUAUUUUUAAUACUUUAAUAACUUUUAAUAAAUUUGAUCUUUGGAUCAUUAUUAGUCCAUUUGCUGAUAUCUUCAUCUUGCUGCUAGCUGCUAAUAUUGCUGCUAACUGCUUCAAAAGAAGGCUUUACCCCCCUUUAGUGGGUAACAAGCUGUUCCAACCUGAGACAGGUAUCUAUAAUUGGCUGUAUAAAAGGUGAGCUUUACAUCAUUUGAUAUCUGAUUUGCACCUAUAUUCUGGUCUAACAUACUACAUUAGAGAGAUAGCUCCUCUUUAUUUCUCCCUGAGCGUUGAAGAAAGAAAAUAGAAAGAGGGAAGGUGUCUCCCUAUGUGCAUCAAGACGUUUGAGAUUUGAGACAGUCCUUCAUUUGGCUCUAUACUUGUGAGUUGUUUUUUUUUUUUUUACCAUUAAGGAUCUAUAUACCAGUUUUGAUAUACUUCACUAUUGCAUUUCCUCUUAUCUUUGUUUUAUAUAGCUAACCUCCAUUUGGGAUACCUAAUAUCCCUGUGUUGUAGGGGUAAGUACUAUUUUAGCGCUCCACUUUAAGGAGUUUUUUCAAGUGGAUUGGUUCUUACCCCCCCCGCCCCCCACCCCCUCUUAAUUCUCCAGUUUGCACUUUAUAAUUUAUGUUGUUUGCACUUUAUAUUUUAUGUUGACCACGUUGUUAGGAAUUAAAAUUUAUAAUAUAUUAGUAGUGACUAAAAUACUUAGCAAAACUGUGAAACCAUUUUUUUAAAUAAUCAUUUCUACAAAACCAGUACAAUUUAAAAAUAUAAUAAUAAAAUAAGCAAAUAUAAGACAAAAUAACUUCACUUUAAGCCAUGUUUGCUUAUUUGUUAACAUGUCUCAUCUCUAUAAUUUUUUGAAAAAUUAUUUGAAUUACCGUUUUAAAGGAACACUCCAAGCUCAGGAGAGCUAACAUAAUUUCGUGCCUAGGAACUUUAAGCUCUUUGCAAUUACUAGUAGAGGCAGGUAGCAGCGCCUAGCAAACCCCAGGUAAGAUGUCAAAAACAGUUUGACUACUUAACAAGGGGAGUGUUCCCUUAGACCAAAACAUUAUUAUAGUUUUGAAAGUAGAGAGUAUAAGUUUAAUAGACGUUAACUACUACUCCAGGGUUUUACAUUUCUACUUGCACUCUAACCAUUGUCAAAUGGGAAUUUAGAAUGUACCUAUCUCAUUCUGGUCUUCAUGAUGGUAAAUAAUGCCUUUUGACUUACUUAUUUUUAUCUAUUUAGUUUCAUGCUAAAUAUAGAGUGUAACCUAGUUGUUUAUGGUAUUUUAUUUCUGUAGGUAAUAAGAAGGUUAAGAGAGAGAGGUGAACCUAUCAGACUCUUUGGUGAAACAGACUAUGAUUCAUUUCAACGUCUGAGAAAAAUCGAAAUUCUUGCUCCUGAAGUCAACAAGGUAUGUAAUUAUUUUUUCUUUUUACAUUUUUAUUUAUUUAUAUAGUGAACGAUAUAAGCUAAACUAAAGCACAGCAGUGCUACAAAUCCAGCUCUUGAGUUCCUGGGGGACCAUUCCAACUACAGAGUAUUCUACAUGCUACUACAGUAGGGAGCCGACUUAUAUGGCUCUCUAAAGUGUGAGUGCUCCUAAUUAUUUUCUAUACCAGUUAUUGGUUUAUGCACAUUGCCCUAUGAUAGCUGUCUAUAUUGCAGAUUAUCUCAUCAAGCAUCCAUUGUGUGCGCAAAACCACCUUUUCUUGUAUCCAUUGAUAGUAAUGUAAGUGUUUUAAGGUGACUAAAACACUGGUUCGGUUUUAGACGCACUGGGAUUUGUUUAUUUUGUUUGAGCGCCACUUAUCCUAUUGUUUGUGUUUUUAAAAGUGACUUUAUGGCAUUGAAUAUCUUCCUAAUCAGUAAAGCUAUCUCAGGCAAACCAUAUGUAUGAUAUUUGAUUGACUCUACUGGAAGCAGAUGCUAUCACAAGUUCCAUUAAAGCGGCACUGUCAUGCCGAACUUACCUUUCCUCAAUCUCUUCCUCUUCUCCCCCUCUCUCAGGAUCUGCCCCCCCUGCCCCCGCCCCUGGGCGGCGGGUGGGGGCCAUAGUGAAAAUGGGGGGGGACCUACUGCCCCCCCCCCCGCGGCCCCCACCCCUGGGCGGCGGGUGGGGGCCAUAGUGAGAAUGGGGGGGGGGAACCUAGUGGGUUUAAGCCAAUCAGAGUGCUCUUUGUCAUUUUACACAGCGUGGUCAAAAAUACUCUGCAACAGUGAGACCAGGAUAAAAUUCUCAUGUUUGAAGAGCCAGCAUUUAAGAUUGUACCACACCCCUGCAUAUCUCCAUCACAUUUCUCCAAAUAUUCCUAUCAAAUGCUGGUGAUGUAAGGGGGCUGUUCUUUUGAAUUUUCCCACGCUGUGUAAAAUGACACAGAGCACUGUGAUUGGAUGGAUUUCAAGCCAUCCAAGCACAGUGCUCUGUGUCAUUUUACACAGCGUGGGAAAAUUCAAAAGAACUUUCCCACGCUGUGUAAAAUAAAAAAUUUCAGUAGUGUGGUCCAGCCUCUGUCAGUUUUAAUUGUAUGUUUUGUUUUUGUGUUCACAGUAUUAUUAUUAUUUGUGUGUUGUAGUGGGAUUUUUUCGUCUGAGACAUUUUUAGGGAUUUAUAAUAGUUAUGUUUUAUUUACACCUUCUUUCCUAGUAUUCCAUUUUUUUAUUUAUAUAUAUAUAUAUAUAUAUUUAUAUAUAUAUAUCUAUAUAUAUAUAUAUAUAUAUAUAUAGUGUAUCCUCCGCUUCUUUUCUUUUUUCAACAUAUACCAUUUACAUCUAAGCAGUAAUGGUUACUUUUUUUUUUUAUUUAUUUUUUUUACAUGCAAUAAUAUCCCUUGCCAACUUUUUUUUUUUUUUUUUUCCUUUUAGGGCUUAAGAAAUGAUUUGAAGGCUGCUCUGGAUAAAAUUGAUCAACAAUACCUAAAUGAACUUGUUGGUGGCCAAGAGCCAAAGGAGGAAGAUACACAGAAUGAUCUAAAAGUGCAUGAAGAAAACACAACAAUUGAAGAACUUGAGGUAUGUAUCCCAAUAUGCAUAUAGAUUUAUUCAUCCACAUAUAUAUAUAUAUAUAUAUAUAUAUAUAUAUCAGCGUAAUAAAGUGGCACACAGACAUUCCUUUGUGAAUGACUGUGGUGUUACAUUUACACUGAACAAAGUAAAUGAAUAGUUGCAUAUGUAAUAUAUUUGUGUUAUGCAGUGCAUGCAUUCUUUUAUAAAGUUUAAUUCUAUAACUUCACUAUGUUAUGUACAUGGAAGUGCUUUUUAAUGGCAUUCUUCCAUCUCAUUAGGAAGGUGUCUCAAUGGCUAUAUGGCACACAAUAUCUUUCUUCCCUGCUUUUUGUCUUAAUGAUCAUGUUAUAAUUAUACUUUUACUGUUAUCCUGAUCAUGUUAUAAUUAUACUUUUACUGUUAUCCUUAUAAAAGUAAUCAUAUUUUGCCAGCAACCUUCAUUCACUCUUGUAUAAAUGACAGUUGAGCUGUCACUUAGGUACUACCUGAAUAUCUAGCAGGAUCUUGUGUAUCUAUCCCUGUGUAAACUCCAUUCUAGGAGUAUGUUUAACAUUCUUUGCCCAAGGGAUGUGCAUUGGCGUAUAGCUGUUUCAGGUUGAAUUCAAUUUGUUAUUAGAAAAAAUAAUUUGGUUCCAUGCAGUGUUUGUAGGCUCCAGCUUUGCUAUGGCAUAGGCCAUAAACUGGUCAUUUCAACCCCAUUAAAACAAUGAUUGCUUUACUUUAGGACAUUAAAACAUUUUAACAUUUCAUACAUUUGGAUGUUCCAUAAACAAGCCUUUGUGAGCCAUGUCUGACCCGUUGUACAACUCUGAUCUAAACAAUCACCCAAGUCAUUAGGCCUUUACUGAUGAUAGUCUCAGAAGGUUUCACUAGUCCAUGGAUCAGUGCUACAUACCAGAAACAGCUGUCUAGACUACUUUUGUGGUCAAGAAGACUAAAUACGACUCUAUUGGGGGAAUUGCUUGCCAGAAAUAUUAAAAUGUACAUAACUUUCCAAUUGUUAAACUGGAUUAAAUCUGUCCUAAAAUCUUUAAUUGAAGACUGUCUUUGAAUGUUCUGUUUGUGAUUGUUCUGGCCUUUUUUAUGCUUUAUUUAAACAUUUUCUGUAUUAGAAGUGUGUACCCCUAGAGUCUAGUUUUACUAGCUCCAGUGAAGCUUGAAUUAAUAUGUAUAUCCUGAUUCUAAAACCUGAUACAAAUAGCUAGGAUAACAUACCAUGCAGUCACAUUCCCAGAAGUUGUGCAUCAUGGAGUCAUGAAUCUUAUUGCUUUAAUAAGUUCCAUAAAGUCAGAAAUAAAAUGACAAUAAAAACUCCGUAACUCAUGCUGCCCAUGUACUUCAUGACCCCUACCUCUGCAUAUAAUAGUGAAAUGUUUUAUAUGCUCCAAGCUUUGCUUUGUUGCAAAAUCCUACGAUUCAGUUAGGGAAUGAUGAUAGAAUCACUGUUUCUCUAUUCAUGCUAUAUGGGGGUACCAACGAUGUAAGUGUACAUAAUAUAGGCAUUAUAUGUCAAUAUACAUCACUAAAUGUUCUUAAGCAAUGUCAUAAGGCUUAUUCCUAAAAUGUAUCAUGCUUGCUCACUGGUAAUUGUGGAGAAUUAAAUGGAAAUAAAAUGAAAUUGCAAUUUAUAAUCUAAAACAAGCCCGCUGUAGAUUUUGGCCAUUGUAUCCUAAAUGUGCCAUUUACUUUUCAGUUUUUGUUUUUUUUGGGUUGAGAGAAUAACGCUGAAUGUAAAUGUUACAUAUAUGAAUCUUAUAUUUCAUCUUUUAAACAGAACCCACUUCCAUUAGAUGUAAAGCUAUUGAGUAUUUUUAAUUAACAUCUCACUAAAACUCCUGUUUGAUUUAUUUUUGUACUCUUAUUUAGCCUCUAUUUACAGUAUUAUAUCUGGCAUAUCUCAAUUUAAAUGUAAACACAUUAACCCAUUUUAGUUCCCACUUUGCAGAGAUGCUGUGAUAUGAUGGGACUUAAAAAUCAGUCUUGGAGGGAACUGACUUCACAGCACAUUUUCCAUCAACAUCUGGAAAGUGUACUUUGAAUGGAGUCCAGAAUGGCUGGAACAGGUGUUUAAAAUGAACAGCUUUCUAAUAUAACCACAAUGUGUGAUCUGAACCAGACUGUGCAUUCAUUCUGCUGUUUAACUCUUCCAGCUGGCACAAAAGUUAGUCUUAGAACUACACAGGUUAAUGUGGAACUCCCUUCCCUUCUUCGUAAGACUUUUACCCAGUCUCCACUAAUUCAUUUAACACAAAGCUUGCUCAGCUAAAAAAAUAUAUAUAAUCAAUUUUUGGAAAUGGGUGUAUUUGCUGGUCUUUAUCAUAAAUGAAUCUUAGAUUGACAUGGCGAUGCGGUUAUUGGACCUGGUGCUCAUUAUUCUUCCGUAAUCAGCCAUGAAAUACUGCAAGCAGGCUAGCUAUUUUUCUGUGCUUCUGUGACAGUCACAACUCUUGCCCACUGCUGCCUUUUCUGCUUUGAUGCUUAGACAAGCUUCGCAUCUUUCCAAUGCCUUCCUUGUAUAUAUCACCUCCUAAAAAGAAUUUGCCUUCCUUGUAUACACCACCUAAAAUAAUUUGACCCCGGUGCUGCUGUACCCCAAUGAUCUGCAAAUGACCAGGCUGUCUCUGCAUGCUUUAAUAGCAGGGACAGCUUCUGUGAUCCCCUUGUUCUCUUGCACAUAAUUUAGACUCGGCACUAGGUGUGAUAGGAGUAUGAUCUACUGAACUGAGGUUUGCUUAUUGCAAGUAACAUUAAAGUCUGUAUUGACUUGUAUGUAAUAUAUGUGGAGUACAAGGAAAUGUUGCUGUUAAUGCUGCAUAUCACACCUUGAGAUGGAGUACGCUUCCCCUUUUUUCUCUCAAUUCUGAAUAAAUUACCUCAAAUUGCAUGGGCUGGUCCAGAAGGAUUUAUUCAUUAAGCAGUGAAUUAUAAUGAACUAGAAACAAAAUGACAAACUUUAGACAAAAAUAGCUGGAAUGUGGCUAUAAAUUACAUGGAGACAUUUUACAAGUUGGCUAUUUUUGCUUAAAUUUUGAAAUCUGAUUUUUAAUCACUACAGUUUUCUGUUUAGUAAAUAUACAUCCAAGUUUAUACUCAGUCCGUUACUGUUAAAAUCUUGUUUAUUUCCUGCAUGUCCAUUUUUUCAUGUUUCAGUUUCGUUUUACUAAUAUAUAACUUUCUAUUGCAGGCUUUGGGAGAGUGUCUUGGACAAGGUGAUGACAAUAAUGAUAUGGAUAUUAUAAACAAAGUGCUAAAGGUAUGGCAUUGUUAUUCUACUAAUUCAGAAUCCUGGCAAAUAUCAGAUUUUAUUUACUUUGAAAACCAAUUUUAUUUAACCCCUUUACAACAAUGGGACAUGCCAAGUGGGCUUUAGGACCUUAGCAUGGCAUGGCACAUUCUAACAAUCGUGUCCCCUUCCCCCCACUGCAUACUUACCAGGCAUGAUCCAUCUUGGGGUAUUGUCUGGCAACCAAGGCAGUCCCCCAGGAUUAAUUUGCCGCAUUCGGAGUCUCGUGACAGCCAGUCACCCCAAUCACAGUGUCAUAGCCAAUGAUUUCAAACUGAUCAGUGUAAUCAGUACAAUAUUACAGUUAUGUUUUUUUUGGGGUGAGUCAGGUUUCUUUUAUUUUUUUUCAUUUUUUUUUAUUUUUUGGGGGAGAGAAAAAAAGUCUCCUUUUGCAUCAUGAUUCAUUAUGAUACUGUGGAAGAGGCUUACUCCAUCUUAACGUGUUAAUUUUUCAAGGAGAGAUCUGACUGUCAUUCUGGGGUUAGAAAAGCUUGUUUUCCAAAAUGUGAAAGUGCUUCAAACUGUUUUUUUUUUUUUUUUUUGCCUUCUUUUGGAUCAGCAUGUUUACCUCGAGGAGAUGUGGCAGCAGAAUGCCCUACGGGAAGAAGGCAGGCUGGUGGAGGCAGUGUUAUGCCCUGUAUCUUGGGUCCUGUUAUUCACGUGGAUACUAUUUUGGCACGUACCGUCUACCUAGAGAUUGUUGCAGACCACAUAACCCCUUCAUGGCAAUGGUGUUCCCUGAUGGCAGUAGCCUCUUUCAGCUUGAUAAUGCACCCUGACACUGUAAACAUUGUUCAGGAAUAUGACAAAGAGUUCAAGGUCCUACCUUGACCUGCAAAUUUCCCAGAUCUCAAUCCAAUUGAGCACCUGUGUGAUGUUCUGAAACAACAAAUCUGAUCCACGGUGGCCCUACAUCACAAAUUGCAUGACUUGACUGAUCUGCAGCCAAUGUCUUAGUUCUUGAUACCACAGUACGUUUUCAGAGGUUUUGUGGAGUCCAUGCUUUGACAAAUCAAAGCUUUUUUUGGCAGCACGAAAGGGGACCUCCACAAUAUUAGGCAGAUAAUUUAAAUGUUGUGGCUGAUCAAUGUAUAUAACAAUGUAAUCAGAAAGUAACACAUUUGAUCUAAUUGAUAGUGACACUAUUACAGCCUCUGAUAAUGAAAGAGUGGGGCUUCUAGUGAUGAUUCUCCCAUACUACCACCAUCUGCAAGAAGUUAUAUGGAAUGGAAUGGAAUCAAUGUCUGAUGCAAAUUGGAUUCCAACAAAUGUAACCACCCCUGAAAUAUCCCCAUUUAUGCAACUCUUGGCAUUACAAUAAGCAUUGAAGUUUGUGAGCCAAUAAAAUAUUCCAAACUUUUUUUAUGACCGGCAUCUUGUUUGAACAUACGGCUACUAAAACCAGCCAGUAUCUGUCAGCUAAUCAUUGUUUACACCAACCUAAAAAAAACACCUGGCACUGCACUGACCUGAUAGAGCUGAAAACGUAUUGGCAACUGACCCUAGUAACUGUCACAAGCACCCGAUCCUUGCUACUCUUUUUCCAGGGAUUAUGAGAUAUAUAUCACACACCUGACCAGAACAUAUGUAUAGAUAAAUCACUGAUGACAUUUGAACUAUGAUAGUGUUUUUGUUUUUUAGCAAUAUUUCCCAUCAAAGUGCUCACUCUAUGGAAUAAACUGUUACACAGUGACAUUAUGUGAAUGUACUACCUGGGCAUUUUUGAAGACAAAAACUGUAGAGACACAACAUCUUUAUGCCACAAUGAAGGGCUAGCUUGUGAAGUUUUGAAGAUGCGUGAAGUGUCUAAGUGCAGCGUUUCUCUGUGAAACACUGAAUGGAGUUCCGAGUUGGCUAGUGUCAAUUCUGUGUAUUUUUUAUUGCACAUAAUGUGAGUCAUUAAAUAAUAGUAGUCCCUUGACACUCAAGCGUCAGCUGACUACACUUAGCCAAACAAUGGUGACAGAUGAGGCUUCUGCAGCUCUGUAGUAGCUGGAAGCAUGUCAUCAGCAGGCAACCUUGGAGCCCGGCAGGGACCCAGUUAAAGCGGCAUUUUGUUGCUAAAUGGUUUUCUCCAUUACCUGGGAUCCAGGGCAGGGAACAUCGGGCUUCAUAACCACUACAGCAGGUUGUUAGUGGUUAUAAUGAUUGGAUUAACCCUUUAAGUGCUUGUUAUAGCGACAACAUUGACUUUUGGAUUCUCUGAUUUUGCGUUGUUACUGUUAAGCCCAGCCACUCUAAGGUCAUUAUAACGUGGGUACAUUCCACAACUCAAAAUACCCCAGUUAGAAUACCUGGGCUGCCUACUUUUGAAAAUGGAAUGCCAUAAUUGAGUUGUUUUCUUUUCUAGGGUGCCAUACUGUCUCAAAAGGGUCAUAGGCCCAGCAAAUCAAUUCAUCAAAUUUCCACGUUUGAAAAGGGCAUGUCAUAUAUUUUAAACUAGCAUCUGUCCCUAAUACCUCAGCACCGCACAAAGCUAGUGCCUACCUAAACCAAGGACCCUAAUAUAUCGGUAACUUCAACACAAACUAAAAAAGGUGCUACCUAACAAGUGCAAAAGUGCAUACUAAAAUAAGUGCAAAUGCACUUGUUAGGUUGUUGGAGUUACACACACACACACACACACAUAUAUACAUAUAUAUAUAUAUAUAUAUAUAUAUAUGUCUUUGGUUCAGGUAGGUACUAGCUUUGUGAGGUGCUGAGGUAUUAGCUACAGAUGCUAGUUUACUGGCUGUGGGGUAUGGUGGGAAUGGAAUAGUGGUCGCUACAAUAGCCUGGAGAUACCUCCCUUCUGCUUUGAUCCUGAUUAAUCUUCAAUUAGUAGACAUCUAGGGUUUUGUUUUUUCACCUCCUCUCUGUGUAGAAAUUUUGACCCCUUUCCUUAUCACCACUUAUUGAUUCUUCUUAAUAGCAAGAUAUUCCAUCUAUAGUGGAAUGCCUGUCUGCACCCUAUGGUGUUUUCCUACACCUAACAUAUAUACUCUGUUCCUGUUUGGGGCCGUUUCACUGUGGAUAGUAGCUCUAUGCAUUAUGGACUAAUAAAGGUUUUUUACUAUAUUUCUUGGCAUGUAGGCUACUUAUUUAACCCAAGUUGUACCUAUUCCUAGACAUUCACUUCCAUUUGGAAUGAACGCCUUGGAUAUUGUCUUCAUUCCUUUUACUAAUUUUAGUAAUUAGGGUUAUCCAAUGUUUAUCUAGUACAACUAGGUGACCUCUUUUUUGACUAGGAGAUAUAUUAAUAGGCCUUCCCCAACUUAUGGUUUUAGUUGGUAGGAGACACCCAGAUCUGUCCCUUGGUCAAUAUCCUUACUACAUGAUACAUUUUUCUUCAGUGAUUGGAACCAGCCCAGACUGCCAUUUUGUCUGUUUUAUAUUGCAUGCUUUUAAAGGUGUAUAAUUUAUUGUGCCUGUUGAUCCAUUGAUGCAUCUUGUUUUGCAGUUUUUACUAAUACAAGUUUUUUCUGCCAACUAUAAAAAUGCUUCUCAUCAUUGUUUUUAAAGUAGCAGUGGUAAUACUCAUGUCUGACCAUUGUCUGAAAACCACACUUUCUGAUCUGCCCACUAGGUGGCCUGUUGCUUAAAAUCCUUAUUUCCAUUUAGUUCCUUCUAGGUGUAUGGGCUAAGGACCUGAAUGCAAGAGAAGAUUACGUGAAACGUAGUGUGCAUGGUAAACUAGCAAGUGCCACCCAGAAACAAACUGAAUCCUACCUGAAACCAUUGUUCCGGAAACUACGGAAAAAGGUAUUCACAUGGUUACACAGCUUUCCGCAGCCUGUAAUGUAAAGGAGCUCUCACACCCUUCUACAGUUCAUAUGACCAAGGCCUUCCUUUCACAUUUUUACAUUCUAGGUCAGCCAUGGAUUACCUUGGCAUGCAGAUAUUUGUGAAUUAAAUUUCCAUUCAUGCUCAGUCAGACUCAAACUGCCUCUAAGCAUCCUAGAACUGUAGUUCAGACAUCAGAGGUGACUAAUAUGUUCUAAAUUUUAGGUAAAAAACAGUAAUCAAUAUUCUGUUGGAUAUUUGUCUCAAACACUAACCACUUUAUUUCAUGGCAAAAUGAGGUUUUGAUGCCAUUUAAGGUAAGAUCCAGUGUGCACAUUGUAAAGAAUACAGGAGAAAACGUAAAUUCACAAAGAUUUUGUGAAAACAAUGUAAUCCAGGCACUUAGGGUCUUAAUAAAGCAGCUGAUUUAUUGGAAAAACACUGCAAAAACAAUGUUUCGAUCCCCAAUGGAAUUGUUGUCAAGCUAGAUACUUCAACAAAGAUUUUGUGUCACCUGGCAUCUUUGUUGAAGCAUCUCUUGUCUAAAUCAUUUCCUCAUACAACCUCCUACCUGCAGUCACAGAUUCUUCGAUUUACAUCAUUCCAUUUACCUUUUUUUAACCAGUGUUGACGUCUAAUGAAUUAUUGCAAUUUCAUAGCAGGUAGAAAUUCAACUUCUGUAAACGAGAUUUUCUUUUGUCACCAGAUAUUUACCACAAUCCUAUGCAUGGUAUUCAGUAAAAUAGGGCAAACAGUGUUUUGUAUGAAGCCUUGAAUAAGUCGUAACUUAGACACAUUUUCCAUUUCUGUAUAUACUGCGCAACAACCAUAGGCAUUUUGUUAUUUGGGUUGUAAAAUGAAAUGAUGCAGAGAAAACCAAAAAAAGACUAAAUAGUUUUCUGCUUAAAGUGCAGUUUUUUACCUUAACCCCUUACUUUAACUCAGUACCUAUGUUAAGUUGGUGACCAGGAGAUGGUUUGAGGCUGUCAAGCAGGACAGUAGUAUAAUUUGGUAUCCCAGGGCUCCAAUUUGUUUUAAAAUGGCACUCUCUGCUAGUUCACCAAUAUAGUCUCCACUUCUGUGCUUUGUAUAAUUCUACUGUGAAUAUAUAAAGAAGAGAUACCAAACGUUAUUAGCCCUGCUCAGAAAAAGAGAGAUCACAGUUUUGAGUAACUAAGCACAACUACUGUACUUGAACAUCUUAAAUGAAAAUGAAAGGCUGGUUAUUUAGGAUUUUCAUUAAACUUACAAAUUGCCAACAUGCUCCACACCACUGUACAUUGGACAAACCAAAUAUUUGCAAGUCAUCCAGUGUGGAAUGGAAAAUCAGUGGACAUUUGUUAUGGAGCAGAAGGAGGAAUAUGAGCUAUAUGGCAACAUUUUAAACAGUUUUUAUUGUUAAAGGAACACUAUUAGAUCAGGAAUACAAAUGUAUAUUCCGGACCAUACUGUGUUAAAAACAUGAUUUAGGUGCCAGGCCUGCCCCCCUUUAUCCACUUACAAAGGGGGCAGAUUUCCAGAGAUUUCACUCAAGAACUAGCUGGGGUGGGGAGAGUUGUUUUGCACGAGCUCCCGCACCAUCCUUACCAUUUAAGCCUAUUGCAGGGCUAUCGUUGAAGACAUUUGCGACUAACUCUGUCCUCAUGCCAGGGGCCAUGCAGUUUUAUAGUCAGCAACGUGAUGGGAACGUACUUAUUUCCUGCUGGACCUUGCGGCUUGGUGCGCACCGGGUGGGAGAGAUGGCCGCUCUCCUAUCCCAGCAGUGUGCACAAGCUCAUUACCCCCCCUCUCUCCCCUGGACCGGUGGGGGUGAUCCCGAUCCACUCUUGGGAGGCUGCCCUGGAGUAGUCAGGGCUCAAGAUGAAGCCACAGGGGCAGAGAGAACGGACGACUCACUCAAGAUGGCGGACAACAGGCGUUCCAGUAGGUCCAGCGACGAUCACACUGGCCAAAUUGGGAGUGCCAGAGGGCUAUUUGUGCAAUUUGGGUGGCUUGGUAGUAAAAGUGUAAGUGAGGUAGUCCCAGUCCUCCUCUUGGUUUGGGUCGAUAAAGUAUGUUACGAGAUUCUCUAUGUUUUUUAUCCUGCCAAAUGAACUGGUCUAUGGCCCUCUGUAGGGGGACCAGAUCUUGUCUCGAGAUGGGGAGAGGUAGGGCUUGGAACAGGAAUAAAAUGUGCGGGAGGAUGUUCAUUUUUACGGAAUGUAUUCUUCCGAUCCAGGAAAGGGGUUUGUCUGCCCAGGUUUCCAUAUCCGAUAUGAGUGCGCUGAUCAUGGUUGUGUAAUUCAAUCGAUGUAAUUGAGAGGGGUCCGCUGGUAGUUUGAUACCUAGGUAUAUGAGAGAUGUAGGUGAGAUAUUUAUGUGGUAGUCUGUUCUAAUUUGGGUGAUGUCCGUCGCUUGGAGGGUUAUGGGGAGCGCACUAGAUUUGCCUUUAUAUCCAGAGAUAGUGCUAUAUGUUGUUGUGGAGUGGGAUCAAUGCUCGGAUGGAUGUGACUGGGUCAGUUAAGGUGAGAAGGAUGUCAUCGUAAUAUCCGGAGACCAGGAAUUCCUGGUCUCCCACCCUCACACCAUAGAUCAAGGGAUGUUCUCUUAUCGCCUGUAGCAGGGCUCGAGGGUCAGGACCAAAAGUAAGGGGGAGAGAGGGCAUCCCUGUCAGGUACCACUUCCUAUAGCGAAAGAGGGGCAGACUGCUCCUGAGAUUUUAACGUGUGCCGUGACGGUGUAUAACGUUUGAACUGCGGUGAUAUAAAGGGGGGAAAUCCCAGGAAUUGUAGUAGUACAAACAUGCAGGGCCAUUUUACGCGGUCAAAGGCUUUUCCACGUCAAGGGAAAGUGCUAGCGACGGUGUUCUCAAUGACGCCAAUUUCCAUAUUACAUCUAUAUUGCGGUGAAUGUUUUCGAAGAGCCGUCUGCCUGGUAUAAAACCUACUUGGUAUGUGUGGAUUAAGUGCGUUUUAAAAUGGGUUUAGUCUCUCGGCGAGUGUUAUGCGAAGAGUUUGCCGUCAUGAUUAAUGAGGGAAAUGGGUCGGUAUGCUUCUGGUAAAGUUUGGUCUCUAACCGGUUUUGGGAUUAGGCCUAUGUUGGCUUGCGUCAUGUCCCGAUCGGGGGUACUCCCAGUCAUUGUGUCUCGGAAGAGGGUCUCCAGGUGUGGAAGCAAUUCUUCGCAAAAUACUUUAUAGUAGCUCCCUUCAAAACCGUCCGGACCUGGGGCUGUGUUACUCUUUAGGGUUGAGAUGGCCGCAUUUAUUUAGUCUAUGGAGAUAGUUGCAGACAGAUCUGUUAUGGCUGUCGUGUACAAUUUGGGUAACUUCAAGCGAGUAAGGAACUCAGUUAUAGUCAGGAGUGGAAUGCCAUCUGGUGUGUUUAGGGGAGAGUGAUUAUAUAAUGUUUUUAAAAAGGAUGUAAAUACCUGAACUAUGUAGCUUGGGGAGGUUUUUAGCGUACCGUCUGGAGCUUUGAUAGAGGUUAUGUGUGGUGACGUGGUGUAGGCCGCAGCGUACGGGCCAGUAACUUAUCCAUUUUGUUGGAUUUAUCGUAAUAUGUCCUCUUGGACCAUAUUAAUGAGUGGGCUGUGUCAUGGAUGAGAUGCUCCCGGAUGGAGGAGUCGGUGGGUGAGUUGUUGGGUUUAAGUUUCUUUUUAUGCGUUGCUAUUUUGAUAAGGGAACCCCGUAUCACGGCUUUGUGUGCUGUCCGUACUGUCGUCAUAGGUACAUCUGAUGUUAGGUUUUCCGAAAAAUAGGUGGUUAUCUGCGUGCGAAUGUUGUCUAUAACCCCUGGGUCUUUCAGGAGAGAGGUGGUCAACCUCCAUGUCCAUGGGGUGGGGGUGUGCAGUCCGCUAAAGUAUAUUGCGACGUCCGCGUGGUCGGACCACGCUAUGGAAUCAAUUUCUGUUAUCAGGGCUUUUGUAAAGUUUCAUGAGGAGUCCGGGUGCCCCCUCCCCAGUACAGAGCAAUUUCCGAGGGCUUUAGAGUAACUCCCCUGUACCUUAUUGCCACACACUGGAUCUAUGCAUGGGUCCGGGCAUGUGGGGUGGAAGCAGGUGUCGGUGAGGAAGUCGGAUGGCGUGAACCGGUGGUUUCUCGUUGUCACUCUGUGGCUGAGUACCAAUCUCUUGGCAAGGUCGGCAAGGCUGUAGCUGUAUUAGUCGGCAGGGUGAGGUUCUCCGGCGCUUUUAUGCCCAGGGCUUGAAGAAAGCGUGUUGGGCUGGCGCAGGGUAGGAGGAUUUUGGACCUUCCGUUCUUGAAUACAAGGAGCUUGAACGGAUGGCCCCAAGCGUAUUGCACAGUGUUGGCUCUGAGAAGUUCACUGGUUUCCACUCCCUCCUGCGUUGGAGAGUGAUGGGGACGAGAUCUUGGAAGAAGGUGAUGUCUCGACCGUUGAAUUUCACCGGGCCGUCGCGGGACCUCUUAAGCACUGCCUCUUUUGUUGCUCAGGUAAGCCGUGUAUACGGCGGUUAUUGCAGCGUGACCUGUUCACCAAGUCCUCUAAGGCCGCUUCGGUUGCUUCCAGCCGGGAGGUGAUCUGGGUGACAUGGUCUGCUACAGCAUUGUGUGCAACUGAGGUGGUUUCCAUGCGUUAUUCCAGGGCUGCUGUUCUUGUGCCUAGUGAGUGGAUCUCUGCUGACACUGCUCUGGAGCUGCGCUCGAUUUCCCGAGCUAGGUAGGUCUUGACGGCCGUCAAUAGUGAUAGGUUAUGUGAGCUCUCUGAGGUAGUGCUGUCUCGUGGUGGUAAAGCCUCUGACCCUGUAUGGGGAGCGUGCUUUUGGCUAGAAGGCCGGUGAGGAGCUCUAGACAAACACGUCCAGCUUGAUUCCCGGUCAAGCCACGCCCCCAGGGAUUUAAUUUCUAAUUAGUGGGGUAAUAGCUGCUUGAUCCAAGGAGAUAUGACUGCCAUUUUGGGGUCAAGAAGUAAUUUUUUCCUAGUUUGUUGCAAAAUUGGAAGCGCUUUAGACUGGGUUUUUUGCCUUCUUUUGGAUCAACAGCAAAAACAUAUGUGAGGAAGGCUGAACUUCAUGGACACAAGUUUCUUUUCAGCUAAGUAACUAUGUAACUCCCCCCAAAAUGUUGUAUCAGGAGAGCCUCAACUCAUUCUUGGCAAACAUAGACAUGCCUAGGGUGACUGAGAGGAAGGCAGACCUACUGAAAGCACCCAUCUCCCAAGAGGAAGUAGACCUGGUCUGGUACGUGACAGAAUCAAACCCCCUCUAGAAGGAUUUUGAUAGAGUCCAAUGACCGCUCCCAGGGAUUCCCUGAGUAAUUUAUAACCGCCAUCAAGGCCUUAUACACAGAUCUAAAAGCACAGACCAUCAUAACAGGGGCCCUGAAAUCCCCUUUCUGGUUGAGCAACGGGACGCUACAAGGGUGUCCCCUGUCACCACUCCUCUUUGCGAUCUACCUAGAGCGGCUACUACAUUCCUUCACAAAUACAGGGGGUACAGAUCAUGAAUCAGGAAUUCAAAAUGGCGGCAUAUGCCAACGACGUGUCACUGACGAUUACCGACCCAAUACACUCUAUGGCCAGAUUAGAAACACUUCUACACGACUAUGGUGACAUCUCGAAAUACAAGGUAAAUCUCACCAAGUCGAUAGCAAUGUCCUUUCACAUGCCGACCAGGAAGGGACGCUCAUCAGACAGAUCCACCACAUCAAAACUAGCGCAGACGCACUCACAUACCUAGGAGUACAACUUACAGAAGACACCAACGUGAUAUUGAGGUACAAUUACACUCCACUCUUCAUAACAUUGAAGAACGACCUAGAAAAAUGGACAGAUAAACCCAUAACAUGGCUGGGGCGGCUACAUUUAGUUAAGGUGAAUGUCCUGCCCAGACAGCUGUUCCUCUUCCAAUCUAUACCAGUACAGGUCAUGAGGGGAGACCUCGCUGACAUGCAGAGAGCUAUAGAUACAUUUAUUUGGCAAAGGAAAGGACCCAGAAUAGCCCGCACCAUACUUUGUGCCAAAAUGGAGGGGUGGGCAGGGAUAUUUUUAAUAUCUUGCAGCACAAUUAGCCCAAAUUGCACAUUGGCACUGCCCCUUGGAGCAAAGAACGUGGGUGGACAUUGAAUCACUCCUAACUGGCGCCUACCUACCACAAUUCUACAUGUGGACUCCCUGGGAACACAGAGUUAUCCUCAGGACAACCUGUCCCUCGAUUCUUAACUCCAUUAGCAUUUGGGAUCAAGUGGCACAGAAAUAUAGUCUUACCAAUACUCCCUCGCUCAUGACCCGGUACUAAGAAACAGAGUGUUCCUGCCAGGGACUUCAAGGGAAUUGAGGCCGCGGGAGUACAAAGUUAUGUACAUCUAUACGUUAACGACGAGGUAGUAACAUAUGAAUACAUGAGAUCGCUUGCCCCCUUAGGCACCCGCGAUUUCUUCAGAUAUGUACAGCUCAGGGACUUUGCACGGGCCGCCGGGGUUAGAAAUGUAGUAGCAAACAGACUGACCUUUUUUGAAAAAAAAUUGCUUUAUUUAGGAUAAACGUUGGAGGGAACUGACUGGUAAGACAUCUGGGAGGCCUGUGCAAAGACAUCCAUUGUACAGCGCUACAGAAUCUGAUGGCGCUAUAUAAAUACUAAAAUAAUAUGUACCUCCCUACAGGAACAGGCAUAAAAAACGCUCUUUAGGUGGUACACGACCCCUGUCAAACAAUGCCACAUGAAAAAAAGGACGAACACUUGCUAGCACCUAUGUGGAGAGAAAGGUAGCUAUAUACAUAUGUGGUGGCACUGUCCCAAAGUCGGGGAUUUCUGGCAUGAAGUGGUAGAUCUGAGCUCACGAAUACUACAGAGACUGCUAACACUAGAUCCAUGUGCCUGCCUCCUGUCCAAACCCUACAGAGGAACUAGCUAAACCAGAGCAAAGAUUAUUGAACAUGCUCUAUCUUUUCUACCCUGUCCCAUAGUGGACAAGUGUUCUGACGGGGCAGGGCGGUCACCAGCGGAGACAAACCUUUCAGAUCAGCAUACGCAGAACCAGAGCAAGAUGGCCUAGGGGCAAACUGACAUAGGCAUUGCUAAGACAACAUCAAAUGCUAUAAGCUCGUAAAUAUGUACCAUUAGGGCCGUAAAGAGGCAGAGACAGGGCAACGGAUUGGAGGCGACACGGGUGAGGUCACUUGGCUUUUGCACAAACUGUACGAUAUUGUAUUGCUGCUACUCUGUCGAUGCAUAAAUAAAGAAUUUUUUUUUUUUUAAAUCGUCCCUCUGGACUGGUGGGGUGUAUCGUGGUCCCCACUACUCACAAGAUGGCUGCCGCUUACAAGCCUGCACUUCCUCAUGCCCCAUUGCUACAGGUCUUUCUGGAGGUGUGGCUCAACCAGGCCUUCUCAUUACCCUGGUCAUAAUUCUGGGCUAAGAUAUGAUGGACCACAAGAACCGAAGAACGACAAGCCACGUAUUCGCACACUUCGAUUCUAAACUAUAUAACUUACGCCCGAAUGAAAAUACACACAACCCAGAUGAUGAGAGUAUCUCUCAAUAUCUGUCCCAAGUCCAUUUACCACAGCUUACCUGAACCCAGGUAGAGGAGCUCCAACACCCUAUAACACUCGAAGAGGUUCUAGCUGCUAUUAAAGAUUUACCCCCAGCCAAGUCCCCAGGAGCAGAUGACCUCACGAACGCCUAUUAUAAGACCUAUGCAGAAGUACUAGCUCCCCAUUUGCUGAAGGUAUACCUUGAGGCCACCACCAGCAUAUGCUCCUAGCCACAAUUAUUACAAUUCCCAAACCUGAUAAAUCCGCUGAUGACUGUAAGAAUUCUGUCUGAUCUCCUCCUAAAUACUGACGAGAAAUUAUAUGCGAAAAUCUUGGCGAAUAGACUGAGCCCAGUACUACCAAACCUCUUAGCUAGUGAUCAAACACGGUUUGUUAGGGGGAGACAGGGAUCAGAUAAUACCCAUAAACAUUCACUUAUAUAUGAGCAGCUCCAGGGAUCCAGCCGAGGGGGUCUACUCCUAGCACUAGAUGAAGAAAAGGCGUUUGACCGCCUUGGUUGGCCCUUCCUGAAACACACCAUGACCAAAUAUGGAUUUCCCAGCAGGUCGUAACACAAAUAUUUGCCCUGUACUCUGCUCCCAUGACUCGAGUCAUGCAGUCUGGGUUCCUCUCUGAACCCUUCAAGAUCACAAACUGGACUAGACAAGGGUGCCCACUGUCCCACCUACUAUAUGUGCUGGCAUUGGAGCCCCUGCUCGCUGCAAUAAGGGAUCACCCUAGCAGGCUGUCGUGUCUAUCCUCCGUGAACAAUAUCCCUUUGACUGGAGGAAAGAUAACCUUACGUAGGCCUACUCUUAACCAAAAAUGCAACGGAAUUAUAUACAGGGAACCAUAUAAGGGUUUAGAAUGAGUGCAAACAAAAUCUCAAGCGCUUGGCACCGUUAUACCUGACAUGGACGGAAUUGUGGCAUUCAAGAUGACCAUCCUGCCCAAAUUGCAAUAUAUGUUCUGUACCCUACCUAUUACGGUCCCGAACAUGUUUUUCAAAAUGGUCCAAAGAGACACAAAUAGCUUUAUAUGGACAGGAUCCAGACCAAGAGUAGCUAAUGAAAAGCGGGUGGCCUGGGGAUCCCUGACAUAAAAGCCUACUAUCAUAGGCUUAAUGUGGCUGCCUAAACUGCAUAGAUCACCCCUGCCCACAUCAUCUAACCUAAUAGCACUAAGCCUGCAGAUGUGGGACAUACACAGAUCCGCACUUAGCUCCCAGACCCCUAUCUCACCAGCUACUCCAAUAGCAGACCUCCCGUAUUGCAUACCUACCUUUCAUACCAAACCAUGGCAAGAUAAGAAGCUGACACACUUACACCAUAUUCAUCCUUGAGGGAAACUAUUAGAUAUUCCAUACCUAAGAGACACACAUGAGUUAUUGCAGGCCUCACAAUUUUCAUAUAUGCAAUUGAAAUCAUUCCUAAAUAAGACACUGCCUGCUAACCCACACCCUGAGCACAAGGAACAGAGCAUUACACUCUGGGAAAAAAUUUGUAUUAAUGGGCAAUUACCACCUACUUGUAAGCCCAUCUCCAUGUGUUACAAAAGGAUUGUGGAUCACCUACCAUUCCCCAAAAUGAGAAUAGCACAGCAAUGGAACACGGAUUUGGGACUAGACAUUCCUCCGCAACAAUGGAAUGCUCUGUUUCUGGACACCGGCUGUCUGAUUAAAUCCGCCACCCUGUUGGAACAACAGAGAAAAGUAAUGUAUAGGUGGUACAUGGUACCGACACAUCUCCAUAAAAUCUGCCCAGAUAGGGCCCCCACCACCUGUUGGAGAUGUGGACUAGAAGAAGGGACAGUUCACCACAUAUGGUGGCAAUGUCCAUCCCUUUUUGGAUAUCUGUCCAAAACCUCCUUGAAAACACGACCGAACUCAAAAUACCCCUUAACCCACAGAUCUAUGUACCUAUGCUUCUCCCGUAACGGAUACCCAAAUUUAAACGAAAACUCAUUUACCAUAUGCUACUGUCAGCCCAUAAAUUAAUAGCCAGAGCAUGGAAGUCCACACAAUGCCCGUCUAUGUCUGUCUAUGCUAACCUCGGACAUAGAAAACUAACAUACUUAUGAACGUAACUUUAGUAAACUGUCUCCCUCAUCCCAGACAACCGUUGCAGCAUGGAACGCCUGGGACACAUGGAGAUCGGUCCACUCUGUACACCAGAGUACCACUAAUGUACAAUAUACGCUAUCCAUGUCAUAACAAUGUAUGUAUAAAAGGAAGCCAUUGCCACCUUUCUUGUCAGAAAUGUUGGAAGGUCUCUUCCUAGAAUCAAUACCGCAGUAGGUGAUACCCACAAAAUACUAUGUACUAUUUGUCUGCUGCACCUUCCCCUCCCUCCCUGCCUUUUUUCUGUACCCGUCCCCCCUCUAUUUGUUUGUUUCUUUGACAAAAAAAAAAAAGAAGAAAAAUUAAAUAAAUAAAAAGAACUUAAGAACAAGUACGCUCCAGAAAGAGAAUCUGGGAUCCUGUUGCAGUCACCGGGCGAGGCUGGACAUGUUGGAUUGGGCGCAUUUGAUCAUCUUGAAGUGUGGGCCUGGCGGAGCAACUUUGAUUGCUGCAGGGCUCUGGGACUCAUACCUUACCGCAAGAGAGCCUGCUGUGUGUAGUGAAUAGGCUGAUGUGCAACAUUAAUUUCUAUAGCAGAGUUUUGUUUUGUCUAAUUUAAAUAUGUAUCUGCAUAUGCAUUGGGCAACAGUGUAAUCCUGUUUUUUCUGUGGUCAUAGUACCCAGUGGCACAUUUAAGUUUACUGGUUAAUCUUAUUCUUGCUUGUUCACUUAUAAGUCUGUAUACUCUACUCCACUAGCCAUUGGUGCCAAUAUAAUGCUUUGUUUUCAUGUAGUUAUAUGUCUGACACCAUUGCAUGUCUCAUAUGUGCUAUACUUCUUAAUCGAUCUAUAAUGCUAGUUUUAUACCAGACAGUUUUCGUCUUAUCUAACCUAAGCUUGAAGUUUGACAAAAAAAACUUUUUUUUUUCAAAAAUAGCACCCUGUAUGGCGUGCUCCAUGUUAUCUGUGAAUGCCAGUUUACCAUGUGCAGAAAUAAGUAAAUUGUGCACCAUAUUUAAUCUUAACACUGUCACCGUCUGGGGACUUUGUGAAUUCUGCAAACACCCCCCAUGGUAACAUUGCCGACGGGGGACAGGUAAAGGUGAGUUUUACUUAUCUAAACCUGACCCUUAUGGGUGCUGCCAUCUUUUCUUUAUGGGUCCUCUUCAGCUUAAGCGGCAGGAGCCGAGUCACUGUUGCUCUCUCGCUCACGUGCAAGAGUACAGCUUUGAGGUCUAUGGAUGAUACAGAGAGAGCGCAGGUUCCUCUAUAGACAGACAAUUCCCUGCAGCCAUUGCUGGUGAUGACUGGGACGAAUUUACAGAGAAAAGGUGCAGGCACACCAAUAGCUUCAGGCAAGUUUAUUGGAACACUGCAACAUCCCGACCCAGAAUCGGGUCUUUUGACACAUCUAAACGAUGGUCCCUACUUUGUCUCAGUAAAUCUCUUGACUGGGUUGGAAUUUUGGUGAAAUUCCAACACAGUCAAUGUGAGUAUUUCAUAAAGAUUCAAUCUUUACGAAAUGCAAAUUUUUCGGGGAGGGUUGACCGUGCCGUUUUAACAACUAUUGUUCCCACUGUGCCUCUUGAAAUACAGGGAGUGCAGAAUUAUUAGGCAAAUGAGUAUUUUGACCACAUCAUCCUCUUUAUGCAUGUUGUCUUACUCCAAGCUGUAUAGGCUCGAAAGCCUACUACCAAUUAAGCAUAUUAGGUGAUGUGCAUCUCUGUAAUGAGAAGGGGUGUGGUCUAAUGACAUCAACACCCUAUAUCAGGUGUGCAUAAUUAUUAGGCAACUUCCUUUCCUUUGGCAAAAUGGGUCAAAAGAAGGACUUGACAGGCUCAGAAAAGUCAAAAAUAGUGAGAUAUCUUGCAGAGGGAUGCAGCACUCUUAAAAUUGCAAAGCUUCUGAAGCGUGAUCAUCGAACAAUCAAGCGUUUCAUUCAAAAUAGUCAACAGGGUCGCAAGAAGCGUGUGGAAAAACCAAGGUGCAAAAUAACUGCCCAUGAACUGAGAAAAGUCAAGCGUGCAGCUGCCACGAUGCCACUUGCCACCAGUUUGGCCAUAUUUCAGAGCUGCAACAUCACUGGAGUGCCCAAAAGCACAAGGUGUGCAAUACUCAGAGACAUGGCCAAGGUAAGAAAGGCUGAAAGACGACCACCACUGAACAAGACACACAAGCUGAAACGUCAAGACUGGGCCAAGAAAUAUCUCAAGACUGAUUUUUCUAAGGUUUUAUGGACUGAUGAAAUGAGAGUGAGUCUUGAUGGGCCAGAUGGAUGGGCCCGUGGCUGGAUUGGUAAAGGGCAGAGAGCUCCAGUCCGACUCAGACGCCAGCAAGGUGGAGGUGGAGUACUGGUUUGGGCUGGUAUCAUCAAAGAUGAGCUUGUGGGGCCUUUUCGGGUUGAGGAUGGAGUCAAGCUCAACUCCCAGUCCUACUGCCAGUUCCUGGAAGACACCUUCUUCAAGCAGUGGUACAGGAAGAAGUCUGCAUCCUUCAAGAAAAACAUGAUUUUCAUGCAGGACAAUGCUCCAUCACACGCGUCCAAGUACUCCACAGCGUGGCUGGCAAGAAAGGGUAUAAAAGAAGAAAAUCUAAUGACAUGGCCUCCUUGUUCACCUGAUCUGAACCCCAUUGAGAACCUGUGGUCCAUCAUCAAAUGUGAGAUUUACAAGGAGGGAAAACAGUACACCUCUCUGAACAGUGUCUGGGAGGCUGUGGUUGCUGCUGCACGCAAUGUUGAUGGUGAACAGAUCAAAACACUGACAGAAUCCAUGGAUGGCAGGCUUUUGAGUGUCCUUGCAAAGAAAGGUGGCUAUAUUGGUCACUGAUUUGUUUUUGUUUUGUUUUUGAAUGUCAGAAAUGUAUAUUUGUGAAUGUUGAGAUGUUAUAUUGGUUUCACUGGUAAUAAUAAAUAAUUGAAAUGGGUAUAUAUUUGUUUUUUGUUAAGUUGCCUAAUAAUUAUGCACAGUAAUAGUCACCUGCACACACAGAUAUCCCCCUAACAUAGCUAUAACUAAAAACAAACUAAAAACUACUUCCAAAAAUAUUCAGCUUUGAUAUUAAUGAGUUUUUUGGGUUCAUUGAGAACAUGGUUGUUGUUCAAUAAUAAAAUUAAUCCUCAAAAAUACAACUUGCCUAAUAAUUCUGCACUCCCUGUAAUUAAAUCAGUGUUUAAAUUUUGGCAUUCAGAAUAUGCAGGUAAUGUGCUUUGUAAUCUUAAAUGGACAAUUUUAUUGUUGUAAUGUUCUUUUUUUUCUUUUUUGUUAUGCAUUAUUUUUAACAGUUUGACCAUAUUUUUUUUCUCACAGAAUCUUCCUGCUGACAUCAAAGAAUCCAUAACGGAUAUCAUCAAAUUUGUGUUGCAAAGGGAAUAUGUGAAGGUAAAGUGUAUUGAGAUUGAAUGUAUCAUUUCUGUAUUCAGGGCUAGAAGUCUAGGAGGUUAAUCCCUGUCUGUUGAAUUUGGUAAUCAGUGUCUGCACCCAUUGUAUUUAAGUUGAUUAGAUGCUGCCUUAAACUACAGUUGCUUUAGAGAAUGUGUUGUGUAAUAAUUUAUAUAUUUUAGUUUUGUACGUCUCCGUGGUUAAAUAUUACAAUAGCAUAAUCAGAUUGGACGUUUUCCCAAGUGGGCAUUUUGCGAGCAAAAAUAUAGAUGGGGAUGGUGGAGUUGCAGUUUGACUUGGAGAAUAAUACUGUCAACCAAUUUUAAUUUCAGUUAAAAAUUAAUUAUUUUUGUGCGUAUAACCAAACCUGUUUAAGCAAUAAAUGUGACAACUAGGCAAAUGUUCUGAUACAUUUCUGAAACUACAUUCGUUUUGACCAAAUUCAGACAAACAAAUAUUUCUCAAACAUGUUUGACAUUUUUCACCUGUUAAUUUAAAAGAAUAUAGACCACAUUCAAGUAUUAUUUAUUUAAUAAAUAUAUAUACACACACACAUACAUACAUAUACACACACACACUGUAUGUGUCCAUCACAAAUCAUUUUUGUUUUUUUUCCUCUAUGCACUAAUGGUUUCCUUUUGAAUUACUGGAAAUUUUAAUCCUAUAGGGUAGUGAAAUGUUUGCUUAAUUCUGUUAACUGUUUUUGGCACCCUCAUGCCGCAGUAGGAACUAUCACUAAUUACAACCAAUCAAAGACAGCAUAGAACAUUCUUUGUAUGUCUUGGCUCUGAUUUAGUUUUGACAUAUGGGCUGAGCUAGAGUUAAUAAGCAGCGGAAACCAAUCUAAACUAGCAUCUCAAAUAUAUGUCUGGAAACGCUCUGCUGUGCAUGUUCUAUUCCAGUGUCUUUCUGGCUCAGGAGCAAUAGUUAAAGCAGCAUGUGUAAUUUAGAUAGCGAGAAAUGGGGUACUGUUCUUCUUAAACCUUGAAGUAUGAUGGAGAAGGAGGAAAGCAAAUAAUUGCAUGUUACUAUGUGGUAACACAUACUUCCAAGAAAUGCCAAUGCAUAAAUUAAGACAUUUUGCUUUUCUGUCUUUUGAAAGACCAAACCACAUGUAGUGUAUAAGUAAUAUAUACAAGAUGAUGUUUUUCAUUAAACCGUAGACUGUAGUGAAUUGAAAACCACGAUGCAAAGUUUUGGCUAAUAUAGGGCAUCUUCAAAUAAUUUUUCUAUAUCAACGAUAAGCACAGCCCAUUGUAUUAGUUAUGGUGCUGGUAGGCUGGUUGUGCCAUCUCCAGUUCCGUCAACUCCUUUCAAGUUGUUUGACACAAAUGUAAGAUCCCUGGGCACCUGGGGUCUGGCCAUUCAGUCUCCAUAUUGAUAAUGUAGGUGUGGGUUUUUUUAAGCAAUGAUUGUUUCAUCUAAAUUCAAGCAUGUAAAAACUGGUGAUUAAUUCUGCAUAUACAUGGGUGACAGCAGGAAUUUUUCGGGAGGGGGGACAACGACAAUAUUGUAAUGACAUCCAUGCUUGGUCCCUUUUUGACAGUGUCAUGAAAGGGAAGGGGCAUAGUCAUUAUCACAUAAAGCCAGGGUAAAUAGCGUUUUCACAACUAUGGUGUCAGGAAUACAUGUUUGUAUUCCUGACACUAUAGGGUUCCUUUAAGCAAAUUAAAGGAACAUUCUGGUCACCAUAACAACUUCAUCUAAAUGAAAAUGCUAUGAUGCCAGGAAGCCCCUGGGUGCUUUCUUUCCUUUAAGGGGUUAAACUGCUCUCAAAUGGUUUAACCCCAAAGGCUUCCUCCAGCUCCAGAUCUCCAGGUCGCUCAGUGGUAUUCUGCUUCUGAAACGGAGUGUCAGUAAGUGCAGAUUGACGUCAGGCAUGGGUGCUGCAGAUUGGCUAGAGUGGUCAGUUGAUGCUCUAAGCCAAUCGCUAGUUCCAGUUCAUAAAAAUAUUUUACUUUUUUUAUUUAGAUAUGCAAUAUAAAGCCAAGCCCCCACACACAGUUUGUAGUCUGGAAGGAAGAAGGGCCAGGACAAAUUAAUAUUUUACAAAUAUAUAUUUUUUAUUUUAUUGACAUUUUUUUUGUAGAAAGAUAGGCAGGCAGAACUGUGUAAAAAAUAAAAAUAAAAAAACCUUUAAAAAAUUAAUCCCCUCUUUAUCCUUCGUCUUACUAUAAAAGUCCCUAAAAUCAACAAUGCCCCAUCUGUCUGCCAGCCCUUGACAGGGUGGGUAGGUAGGACUUUUUAUUUGAUGGUCAAGGUGAGGCAACUGCAGCCGGGGAGAGCUCUUCUGGAGUGCAGCUGUGCAAGUGGGCAUGGCUCUUCCCUCUUCAAGCAUGGAACACUACCCAGGCGACUGUGUUCCACACAUUUAUUGCUUCCACCCAGUACGUGCCGGAAGUGGCUUGAGUGUGCACAAGCGCACCGCUGGAAGAUACUUCAAGAAGAACAAAUUUUCUGGUUGCGACGUGUUACACUUAGAAAUUGUGGUGUGCUACGUGCAUGUGCAAUCUCUGCACUUUGGUGCUGAAUACCAAUAGGAAGACCUUGGAGACUAUUUAAAUACAGCCACAACUACCUGACAGCCAGAUGCUGUUCGGCUAUGUUGUAGGUGUGCUCGUAUCAGUCCUCCAACCCACCCAGAGGUAAGGUUUUUAGACUUUCUAGUAUGUCUAAUCCUGGAACUUCAGAGAAAUCUAUGGAGAAAGGUUCCUCUGAAGUCUAUCGAAGUCCAAAUAUCUAGUUUGUGCAUCCUGCAAUCAGCUCAUGUGUCUGGCCCCCUCUCCUCUGCCUCCUUACCUCAUGGUCCUAUGCCGUGUUUUAAUCUCUACUCACGGAGGUGCCGUGCCAGGACUCUUCAAACCUGUAACAGCCGGCCCGCCUCCACCGAUGACUGGCCACAGUACUGCAGGCUCAGGCGGUGCGCAGCAACGCAGCUCUGCUCUGAACUCCAUUCCCUCAUGGCAGAGCAACAAGGGUGAUCUAGGGCGCACGUGCGACACCUUCUUAAAGGUACAGAAGGGGAACCAAAAGGAGGCAGAGUUACGGUAAAUGGACAUACCUCUUCUCCCUGUUUAAACACCACUCCUACUAGUACUCAUUGCUCAGUUAUACUGUGCUCCUGUUGUGUUAAGACCUUCAGUGACUACUCUGCUGUAUCCUCUAUUGACCCUUGCCUGAUUCAUCCCUCCUAAACCUGUGCUUGCCUGUUCUGACCUUUAGACUUUCCUGAUUAUUCUCAGUCUGACCCUUCUGUACUGCGAAUCUGGUUUAUGUUCUUUCAGCGCUCUUCUGCAUUGUGGACUUCGUCUACUAAGCAGUGAUCGAAACACCAUGCCAGGUGGGUUAUAAAAAGCUGAACUUGCCUCUUUCCAGUCUUCCUCUCUAGUCUCCAGCAAACCCUUUGUCACCACUACAGGGGAUGUAAGACCCUCACAGAAAAUAAGAAACAUAAGCUAAAAAUUUCUGUAGACUCAAGUUCUGAUUUCUCAGGUAACGCAUUCUCCGAAGAUUUGGAUACUUCAUCUGAUGAGGAUUUUGCCUUUCCCGAUAAAUUCUUACAUAAACUUAUUGAAGAAGUUUCUCUGUGUAUGGAAGAUAAUUUAGAUCUAGGUAAACAGAAGAAAAUUAAAUCCUUUUUUUUCACACUAAGCAUAGUCAUAUCAUGCUUUAGGAGUGGAAAUUUCCCUCCAAGAAAACAUUUAUUACCAAAUGCUCUAAAACUAUAUUUUCUGUUAACGAAUAAGAAAAUAAGAGCUUCCGAAAAUUGAUGUACCUAUUGCACAGCUAGGCAAGAAAACCACUCUGCGUAUUGGAGACUCAAGUGAGUUGCAAAAUGCCAUGGACAAGAAAGCGUAAACUACUUCAAGAAAAAUGUUUUUAUCUAAUGCAGCACCAAGUAAUUGAUUACAGGUUCAUCUGUAGCUAAAUCACUACGCCAGUUAUUGGAUUCACUUAAAAACGUAAUUAUCUGGAUACUGUCAGAUUUCUUUAAAAUAUCAGGAUAUCGUCUAAUUUCUUGACAGACUCAACUGCAGAUGCCCUUAAACUGGCGGCCAAAUCAACAGGACUUUCUACAGUAGUCAGAAAGGCUCUCUGGCUGAGAGGUUGGUAGGCAGACACUUCAUCCAAACACUCCUUAUGUGACGUGCUGUUCAAACAAAGUAGAUUGUUUGGUUCUCAACUGGAUGAUCAUCUAAAACAAAUGGCAGAAAGGAAAAAAGGCACUUCCAGAAGAGAAAAUGUUGGAACAAGAGAUUUACAUACAGAGAUUAUUUUCACAGGAUCAGUUCAGGCUACUAUCAGGAUCAGUUCAUGGCACUUUCUACAUUUAAACGCCGCAGGCGCCCCCAACAACAACCCUGGCACACCAAGUACACUCGAUACCUCCAAAAAUGCUCUAGAACUUCUGAACGCUGUUGGAGAAAGUCUCACUGUGCGUCUGACUUUCUCCACUAUAAAUUUAUGCUGCGCUCAUACAGCUUGGCUCUUUCCUCUGCAAAAGUAAAUUACUUCAAUACCCUCAUAACCACACUCUCCCGCGAACCCAAAUGACUAUUUCACACAUUUAACUCUCUUCUUCGCCCUGUUGUUCCUCCUUCACCUACUAACUUGACCGCCUCAGACUUUGCAAACCACUUCACUGACAAGAUCUCUACAAUCAGGGAAGAGAUCUCUCAUCUAUCUUCUUCCCCUUACAAUACUUCCCCUAACUUCACUCCCUCUGCUGUUCUAUGUUCAUUCGCACCCGCUACAUUGGAAGAGGUUUCUGCUCUGCUCCAGUCCUCCCACCCCACCACCUGCUCCCUAGAUCCAAUUCCCUCGCAUCUCAUCCGUACUCUGUCUUCUUCUCUUUCUCCACCUCUCACUAAAAUUCUCAAUCUCUCUCCUCUGGUAUAUUUCCAUCGCCCUUCUAACAUGCAACUGUAACCCCAAUUCUAAAGAAGCCCAACCUUGACCCUAACUCCCCAUCCAACUACCGUCCUAUCUCACUACUGCCAUUUGCAUCCAAGAUCCUUGAAAGAAUUGUGUAUGCGAGAUUGACAGACUUCCUUGAGUCCAACUCUCUGCUAGACCCACUUCAGUAUGGUUUCCGCGCUAAGCACUCCGUGGAAACGGCACUGACCAAAGUAUCCAAUGAUAUACUCGCUGCAAAAUCUCGUGGUCACUACUCUAUCCUAAUUCUCCUUGACCUGUCUGCAGCUUUUGACACUGUUGAUCAUCAACAGCUUCUUCUCAUCCUCCGCAAUAUCAGUCUACAAGAUAUUGCUCUCUCCUGGUGCUCCUCCUACCUCUCCCAGUGCUCUUUCAGUGUUAUUUUCUCUGGCUCUCCUUCUUCUCCCCAACUCCUCUCUGUUGGUGUCCCCAAAGGUUCUGUCCUUGGUCCCUUAUUGUUCUCCAUCUAUACUGCCUCCCUUGGUAAACUCAUUGGCUCCUUUGGCUUCCACUAUCAUUUCUAUGCAGAUGACACGCAAAUCUACCUGUCCUCUCUUGAUCUCUCCCUGUCCCUCUUGACUUGUGUCUCUGACUGCCUCUCUGCUAUUUCUAACUGGAUGGCUUUCCUUAAACUAAACUUAAUCAAAACUGAAAUUCUGGUCUUUCCUUCUUCAAGUGUUGUUACUCCUGUGUCUGUCUCCCUCCAAGUCAACGGUGCUACCAUCAGCCCCACCACGCAGGCUCACUGCCUAGGUGUUCUCUUUGACUCCGACCUCUCCUUCAAGCCUCAUGUUCAGUCUAUCGCCAAAUCCUGCCAUUUCCAUCUCAAAAACAUUGCGAACAUCCGCCCCUACUUAACGCCUGAUGCGACUAAGGUGCUGGUCCAUUCCACUGUCCUUUCUUGCCUUGACUACUGUAAACAGCUUCAACGUGGUCUUACGUGCUCCCAACUUGCGCCAUUACAGUCCAUAAUGAAUGUGGGGGCGAGGCUCAUCUUCCUGUCCACCCGCACCUCCCACGCCACACCCUUCUGUCAGUCCCUGCAUUGGCUUCCUAUAAGAUAUAGAGCUCAAUUUAAAAUUCUGGUUCUUGCUUACAAAACUCUACAUAAUGCUGCUCCCACCUAUCUAUCCUCCCUUAUACACAAGUAUGUCCCGUCUAGGCCCUUAUGAUCUGCUGAAGUCUUACGUCUAUCUUCUGUCCGUACUCCCACCUCUGAUGCUCGCCUUCGAGAUUUCUCGAGGGCUGCACCGUUCCUGUGCAACUCUCUUCCCUCCUACGUUAGAUGCUCACCCAGUCUCCACUCCUUAAAAAAAUUGUUAAAAACCCACUUCUUCAUAAAAGUGUAUCAAUUGAACUGUUAAUAGUUCCCAACAGAUUCCUCUUCUGCAAUUGUCACUAGUCUAAUACUAUCCUUACCUUUUGUUGGCAUUUUACCCCACUCCCUCUAGCUAGCAUGUAAGCUCAUUGACCAGGGCCCUCAACCCCUCUGUUCCUGUGUGUCCAACUUGUCUGGUUACAACUACAUUUCUGUUCGUCCACCCACUGUAAAGCACUGCGGAAUUUGAUGGCGCUAUAUAAAUAACAUAAUAAUAAUUAUAACUAUCAAAGACUGCCCUUGGAUUGCAAAGACAAAGACAAGUUUAUAAGAAAAAGAAUGGAAAUUCUGACCCCAAGACAGUAGGAGGAAAACUACUGCAUUAUUUUGAGAAAGGGCAUGAUAUAACAGACAAAUGGGUCUGAGGGUAUCACAUAGAACUCAACAGUCUUCCUUAAAAAGGUUUCAUUUGUUCUACAGUUUAAUUUCCAAUCAUGUCAGAAAAUUUCCUUCUAGCAGUUCAAAACAGAGUUGUAGAAAAACUUCAGCCUGCAGACUACUUCAAAUGGACUUACCCCAGACAAGUUUUUUAGUCCAGAAAACAGAUUCCUUAAGACCAAUUUUGGAUCUCAAAAAAGUAAAUUAUCACAUAAGAAAGAAAAGUUUCUGUAUGGAAACCAUCCUUUCUGCUGAGUUCAAGUUUGUUAGAUCUCGAAGACUCCUAUCUAAAUAUGCCAAAGGAAAGUAAAAUGAUUUUCUAUUUCAGGCAAGCUUUUCCAUUACCAGUUCAGAAGCCUACACUUUGGUCAGGUCUCCCAUGUUUUGGGGCAUUUUGUUCAGGUUAAAAGAGAACCUUCUUACUACUACAAACCCACCAGCUUUCGGCUAGAGGGGCCAAUGAACAGCUUGAAACUCCAGAAAGUCUGCAAACUUCAGAGAACUGAAAGCAGUAUGGAUGGCUCCCUUAAAUUUCAAACACACUGCAUCAACAUGUUCAGUUUCACCCAGAGAACACCACUACAGUAGACUACGGAAACAAACAAGGAGGAAUACAUUCAUCUUCUAUGGAUUACUGAAGAAUAAUGUUGUGGGCAGAGUUAGAGUUUCCACCAAUUCAUGUGAUUCCUCGAGUUCUAUAGAAGAUAGUUUGAGACAAGGCAAAACUGGCCCAGGAGAAGCUUUUCUCUCCUCAUAAACCUGUUAAAAGGAACCUUCUUGCACCAUCUUUUGUCAAAAAACAUCUUGAUAUAUGUCUGCAUCUACAGACACUCAAGUCCUUAGGUCUAACUAUAUUCUCUUUUCAGCCAAGAGUCAACUGACAAUUGCAACUCUUAUUCCUUGCAUCCUGAGUCUUUUUUCAACUAGGAUUUGAAUCAGACUUUCAUGUUGCUUCUCUUAUUUUGGUGGCCAGAUUCUUCAAAGCAGUCUCCAAUUUGAUUCCUACUAUUUGUUAACUCACUCCCCAAAUCUCUGUUUGAACAUUUUAUAGGAAUGUCCAUUAAUACUUUUGGGGGGAAACCUCAAGCGCUAUCUGCAGUGAUUGGAGAGGGUGGGAUGUCAAAGACCUAUCCUAUCCUACACUCCCUCCACUCACCUCUAAUGCUGUACAUGGAAAAGAUGAACUAAGCAAACAAAUCAUGAAUGCCUCAGCCUAGCUACAUGAUGGGAAAGAUUUACAAGGUGUGGGGGUGGUGGUGAGUGAGCAUAUAGACAAUCAGGGAAGGACAGAAUGAAAAUGGGGUGGGGUGAAAAGAAUUGAAAAUGUGGGUGGACAGACAGAAUUGGAAGGUUGGGGGUGGUCUGACUCUCCACCUGUCAUUAUAUCGAUCACCCCAAUUUUAGUGUAUGGGCAGGGACAGAAUGAGAAUAAAGGAAAGAGAGACAGAAUGGGGGGGUUAAGGGGAACACUGAAUGUGGACUGAGAAUGGAGAGCGAACAGACUGAAAAAGGAGUUGGACUAACAGAAUGUGGGCUUAAGUGGACUAAUAGAGAUUGGGUGGGUGGGUGGACAGACAGAAUAGGAGCAUUGUGAUGGAUUGUAUGAAAAUAGCCAAAAUAACAAUAGGACUAAAAUACUGCAGAAAAUUCAAACAAAUAUUUAAAAAUAUGCAAACACCCCUUAGUGAAACUCCUUUGGUAAUAAAAGCACGUGAACCAGAGCCAAAACAACCGGCUCUGGCUUUGCAGGCUGUAAGGGAGAGAGUGAGGCCCUCUGAUAGCGAUGGAUCUUCUCUGGAUGCAACUGUUUUAUACAGGAGAGAGUGCGCAAUGAAAUCAAAAUAGUAUAAUACAGUUAUAGCACAAAAGUUAUUUAAAUAUAUAUAAAACUCUAACAUAAAAAGUUUAGUUUUUGUGCACAAAGAAACUCACAAACUGCGCAUAACAUCAUAUGGUAGAUUAUCUCGCUGUGUAUUACUAGUAUUGUGAAUGCCUCUGUCUAGGCAAUUGACACUUUAACACGAUUGAUGGCGGUAGCUCUGCCCACUGUUUAGAAGUAUCAGGUGUAGGAAAGUAGUCCAUACUUUGAGGGAGACAGUGCCUCUUUCAAGUUGCCUAGAGGUUCCCACUGAGCCAGAGGAAGAAAAUUGAUAUCUGGUAGGACUUGAAUGCAAUCUUCUCAAUCUUUUUCUUUCUCUCUCUCUCUCUCUCUUUUUUUUUUUUUUCUCCAUUAGGCAAACGAUGCCUACCUACAGAUGGCGAUUGGGAAUGCUCCCUGGCCAAUUGGUGUUACAAUGGUUGGUAUCCAUGCCCGUACAGGUCGCGAAAAGAUUUUUUCCAAGCAUGUAGCUCAUGUGCUGAAUGAUGAAACGCAACGUAAAUACAUUCAGGUAAUAUUAAUUUAACCAAUUCAAACAUUUUCUCUUCCUAUUCUUUUAUGUUCUGUUCUUCCAGGUGUCAUCUGAUUUUGUAGUUCUGGAUCUUCUCACUAGAUAUUAUAAAAAGCUUUCAAUAAAUAAUUAAACCUAUCCUCAUUAGAUUUCAUCCCUCCAUCCAAUUUUCCCAAGCAUCAUUCUAUCAUUCUCUCCAAGCCAAAUAUGUGGUCUGUACCACUGUUGCUCCUAUCACUUCCUCUUUUUUGACUGUUAAAAGACCUGAUUAUGGAAGUACCAAAGGUGGACUGUUCUGUCUGCAGUCCAAGUUGUAAAUCCAUCAGGAGACAGCACUCCAAUAUAUCCAUAAACUCCGUAAACCCAAAAUGUUGUGAAGAAAUUAAUUAAAUACCCUGCGACCUUGUGGUUUUUGUCAAGCCUGACUGUCAAGUCUAGGCUUUACUAAGUUUGCAUAGUCGAAAUUAGUCAAAAUGUUGCCACGUUAAUUUGUGGAUGAAACUGGGUUCUAGAUUGUGUCUGUCUGUCUUUUUUUUUUUUUUAAUUUAUUUUAUUGUUAUACCGCUCCUAAAUGGCAUGACAAAAGGAAAGAGUGGGAUGGGCCAAUAGAUUCUCGGUAACCUAGUGAUUACACGGAGUUGUAGUGAAACACUCUUUUGGGUGUUUUACCGAUUUUUGGAUUUUACACUCGUUUCUGGGUUUGAACCAACACAGUCCAUUGUCUACUUUUAAAAUUGGCCAUUGGACGUGUGUUUUAAGAAUUUGUACAUCUAUGGUUUUUGCCCAAGAGCAGAAGUAAUUUAAUAUGUUUGUGGAAAGAGUAAGUAUAUAUGAGGAACUCGUCAGAUGUGAGUGAUAAGCAGGUAAGAAUGUGGUAGCCCUUAUUUGUAUGUCAGGUAUACUUUGAUAUCUGCAGGGUGUGAUUUGUCAUUAGACAGAGUAGAUACCUGCCUACUGGCACCUGUCCUUUUUACAGCACUUGUGUGCCUGCCUUUUUGGAGUUUGGCUGGUCUUGCAGGUGAGAUAAAUUUCAGCAGUGCCCUCGGUGGUUUAGCCAUCUUCCUAUACUUAAUAACAGAGCAGCAUAAACAAUUGCUCCUCCAGUGUCUGUGUAUGAGGUUGUACAGGACAUGGAAAGUGUCACUAACCAUCUGCCCACUAACAGCCUCUCAGAAAGGAAACACCUUGAAGGAGAAGCAGGGUCAGGACUGAGUUAUGUGCACUAUAUAGCAGCUCCUGCUGUUCUACCAUCAAAAAUAGGAGAAUGAGUAGGUUGCAAAUAAACCGUCAAACUCCACAUACCUGUACCCUAAACUACUCUUAAAAAAUAAACCCCAAUACUAAAUUUAAUCACACUCUAACCUUAAAACUUAUCGUUUUAAAAAACCCUCAUACCACAAUUAUAAACCUCUCUCAAACCUUUAAUUCUCUUAAAGGGACACUGUAGUCACUAUAACCACUUUGUCUCUUUGAAUUGCCACAAAAAAAAGAGUCCCUGGACACCCACAGUCCAGCCCCUUCUGUAUGUGUAGCUAAGGCAGAGAUUACACACUUCCUUGUUGUCAUACCCAUUCAUACCAUCAGUUGGAGCUCUGACAGGUUAAAAGCAGUCAGCUGACACUCUCAGCCAAUCACAGCUGACCAUUGCUGCUCAGGGUAAAACUUCCUUAUUAGCCAAAGCACCACAGAGGGGAUGGAUUGCCGGGGACUCUUGUUUAGCAUUAAAACAUUACAACAUUAAAAACUGUUUAAUGCUGAAAGAAAUGAUGGCACCAGGGGACUCCAUACACUAUAACCAGUUUAAUGAGAUGAAGCAGAUACAGUGCUUACGGUGUCCCUUUAACACUAAAAAACCUGCUCCCCUGCACACACUUUACCCUUACCAUUCUAACUUUAUCUUUCCACUGCAUACAGGUACUAUACUAACAGAUUCCAACAAAGGCCUUGAGUUAAUAAGCUUUCCAAAUGAUUCAAUACUGUUCGAAAAUUUUUGCAAAUGAUUUAUCUACAGAAGCCACCAUUAACCCCUUAAGGACCAAACUUCUGGAAUAAAAGGGAAUCAUGACAUGUCACACAUGUCAUGUGUCCUUAAGGGGUUAAAGUCUAUGUGGAUUUUUGUUGCUGAAUCAUUUGAAUGUUUUUUUUCUAACAGUAUUGAAUCAUUUGUAAAACGUAUUAAAUAGAGGCCAUAAUACAUUACAAAAAUAAAAAUAUCCACAUCUAGUUGUGCAGUUUUCAAAUUAAGUAUUUUUCUCAUGCUGUUUUUAUGAAUGGGGAUCUACUGAUUGCCUUACAGCGUCAGCUGGUUUCUUGAGCAAUCAAUAGCACCCCUGUCUGAGGCAUAAGGACAGGAGCAGAGAUAAAGGCACUGAAGAAAAGACUUUAGGGUUAAACUGUUUGUGAACAGUUUAACCCCUUAAGAUACGCCAGCGCUUCCAAUGAAGAUGUUAUGGUGCCAAGAGUGUUCAUUUAAAUGUUCAUUACAUCCUAAAUGUAAACAAAACAUUUAGCUCAAUGAUAGAUGUUCAAAAGAUUUAAUUCCCUUUUACUGGGCAAUGCAUUGGAAUGUACUGUACCUUUUAAAAGAACAGCGCAUAACAGAUUUUAUAAUGACUUAAAUUCUUUCUAUCCGCUCUAUAUACCCAAUACCCACCCUCUUUUUCAUUGUUUCAUACAGAAAACAUUCUGCUUUUGUAAGUUCUAAUUAAUCAGAAGCUACAAUCUAAAGCAAUGUUUGUAAUUGCAUUGUGUGCUUUAUAAAUUAAUUAGUGGUGGCAGAGGAAGUUUGAUGAAAUAUCUCAGGAACGUUUGUGCUCUCAAACUGGCUGAGGCUUGCUGUAGUGAGUUCACAAAAGGAAAGUUGGGUGAGGCGACACAUACUAUUUAUGGUAUGUUUGGUAUUUAACGAGUUAUGCACUUUGAAUUCUUUUCUGGAAGUUUACACCUUCUUUGUAUACCAGAAUAUUUCUGGAAGAAAGCAACAACACUAGUAAUUUAGGUAUUUAAAAUAUACAUUCUAUUAUUUGUGUCUUGGCCUAAAGGGAAUUACAAGUGUUCUCUCAUAGUUGGUGUGAGAGAGACCAGGAUAUAUUGUAGUAAUUAUUUUAAAUUCUUUCUUUUUACGGGCAUGUGCGUCACAACUUCCACAAGAACAUGUAAAGUAAGUCGACAAAGCAUUAUAGAUACAAAUGGCAGAGAUAAGAAGAUUCCCUGCUUUUGUUUUUGAACAUAAAGACAGCAGCUUAUGAAACUUUUGCAGAAUAGGGAUAAUAAUGCAACACAGAGCCAGCUAACCUAAAACCCCACAAUAAUUGAAGCGUAAAAGUGGAGGCUACAAGAAAUAGGAGGCCUAAGGGGCCACAUAAUACAUUACAGAACUAAAUUUGGCGAGGGCGUAGAAAUUCUUGUUAAGCAGAAAAGAGACUGUUAACCAGGGCUCCAAUAAGCUGGCCACUUAACAGUGGCCACCAGGGGGUGGGAUGUUGUAGAACACUAAGAGCAGUGCAUACAAGGGUUCUGUAGAACCAUCAAGAGAAAUACAAGUUACAAAUCAUAGCUUAUGAAAUUAAAGCAAACCUCUGAGUUGCCCAAAACAAAAUCCAGUAGCAGGAUUAAAGCUGCAGAGCAUCCUGUCGAUCUAUGUCUUUAAAUUGUUGUGGAACAAAUGCACAAAUAUUGGCUACAUCGCAACUGGAAACCACAGGAUCCACUGCAGGUGCAACACCAGAGGGAGGUGAAGGUGAGAUUCCCAAUGAUUGCAGAAAAGCUGUAGAUUCAGUUAAAGAAGCAUCCUGCCUUUGAAAGCUGCUAGAACUUUGUGCUUGCAUUAGGAUACUUGGAAUCGAAUAAUGACAUCUCCUCUAUCCAAACUGCUUCUCCUAGACCUUGAUCAUUUAAAUUUACUUUUUGGCUCUGUCAACUAAUGUAUCCUUUCUUAAACUCAGGGCUGAAAAGAGAGUACAUAGGUUUCUUUGUCUACCUGUCUGAGGCCUGUACCUUGAUCUUCAGUAGGUAAUGGUAGACUCUGAACAUACAUCACUGGGAAGGUGCUCUGGAUCACAGACCCACCUUCCUCUAAGGGGGUUGAGAGCUAUUACCCUGCAGGCGCCAUCUUGGGCCUUUGUGGCCUGAUGAACAAAUAGCCAUAUGUGAAAAUGUAUUAGUCUUUCAAAUGUUUCUCGGUAGUGUCUGGGAAUGCCAGAUAAAUUGCAGUGAGGUUUGUAGACAAGUAGAGGCAGUAAAAAAGCCCUUAAUAAAGCAAAAGUUGCAGAGCUCAUAUCCUUUUGCUAAAGUGCCAGUGCAAGUAUUUUCUAUAUUGCCAACUGGUUUCACACAAGGCAAUUGGGGUGGAAAUAUUGAUUAGGGAGGGAGAGAGUGGGAAGUAAAGCUGUACUCUCUAUUCAAACUUGAUGAUCUUAGCCAAUCCAAUGCUUUCCCAAAGUAUGCUUGUUUAUAAUGUUAAUGUUCCUCCAUUUUUAGGUUUUUGUAAGUAAACUAUUUGACCAUACAAACACUUGUUGUAGUCUGUAGAAAACUGACUCAUAAUAUUAAUGUGUGUAAAGUGACAGCGCUUCAAAGCCCUUUGUUACGUCAUUUUAGCACUAUUCUGAUAACAUAUCUAAAUGUGUAAGACAAUAUGUUUGAAGAAUAGCUCAGCUCUCUACAAACUUUAUUUACAAGCCCAAUCAGAAGCUUAAAGGACACCUGAGCUCAUAUAGUCUGUAUGUUAUAAAGGUAUCAAAACUGUUGUUUUUUGUUUCAGACAGCAGUUAGCAUGGUUAAUUGUUAGGACCACUGGUGGCUUCAGACAUUUGCAGCUUGAUAAAUUUUCCCUCAGUGUCUUGGGAGCAAACAUAGGCUGUAACGUGCCUUUAAAACAGACAGUAGUAAUAUGCUUGCCUUUCUUUCUCCAGGGGCUGAAGAGAUUAAUGACAAUUUGCCAGAAGCAUUUUCCAACGGAUCCUUCAAAGUGUGUGGAAUACAACGCGUUGUGAAAGUGAUUUUCUUACAUUAUAUACAUAUUGUACUAGAGAGCUUCUUGGAUCUCCUGCCAAAUAAUGUUGGGAAUAGCACCAUAGCCAACACCCAAACAACUCUGGCUUUCAGCGUUUCUGUUUUAUAGAAAUGUGUGCUAUUUCAAACCAUCAAAUAAUGACUCAAGCACGUUUGUGUUUAAUGUGAGCCAGUAAGAGAUCAUUAUUUAAACUAUCUACAUAAAUACUAUCCAAGUAUUUCUUUUAUGUAGAAUUGGAUUGUCAAACAAAAAAUUUGAAAAAUAAAUGGUUUCUGACCUUGGCCACCUUUUGAGUGUCAUGUAUAGAGUUGCAUUUGAUACAUUCUCUCUGCAGUUUCCUUUAGUCUAGUGACAUCUGACUUUCCACAAGUGUUUUAAGCCACAAUGAAUGUUUAUUGGAUUAUGUUUGUAGACUACACUUUGGGAAUGGCACGAUGUAAUUAAUGAUGUGUCUUCACAGCAGUACAAAUCACUAAAACAAGCCAAAUUUAGGAUUAUUACAAUUAACUUAAACCUACAACUUUACAACUGCCUAGAAAUUAUAAAAAUUUAGACAAAAAACUCAAACCACAAUUCUUUUUCUCUGUUUAAUGUUCACUCAUUCAUUUUCUGGCUAUAUUGUUUGUGUUAAAAAAAACAAAAAAACUACGUAUGUAAAUGAUUUAGCAACAUGGCAAAAAGUUGGUUUGUUCUAAGGAACAUUUGUAAAGGGGACAAAACUGGUACAACUCUAGGAAUCGGAUAUAACUUGACAAUGACAAUGUGAAUAACAAUUCGAACAGUUCAUUUCUAAUAUACACUGUUGGUCCAUCACACGUUUCCCACCUGUCAGAAACAGACAGAGGAUUGGUACUACCAUGUUUUGUGAUGGUAAUCUAUUUCUCGUACAGGACUGUAAUUACAAGAAUUUACUAAAAGAAGUCGAGUCCCAAAGAGAGAUCUAAAAAUCAAAAAAAGCCUUGAAAACAUAACCCUUAUUGGGUAUAACCAUUAAAGAUUUACAUCAAAAUACGAAAAGUAUGUAUACACAAAAUAAAUGUGAUUUGUGAACUGUGACCUAUAGGAAAAUAUACAUGGGGAUGCUUGAACUUGCUACCAAGCCAGUGUACCAUAUGGGCUACCAGUGAAAGCCUACAGACUUAGAGUAAUAAGGCCAGAAAAGGAGCAGAAAAAUAAAUCUUUAUGUAUAAAGUGGACAGUUGCUAAAUUAAAAUUUAAAUAGAGGCUAUAUAAUACCUCCACAGUAUGAAGCUAUAUACACAGCGGCAGAGUUUGAAAUCAAGUUACCAGCAUAAGAUACUAUGUCCCUUCCUCAAAAUUAACAAAGUACAUCUGAACAUAAAAUACAUCAUCAUUUAGUAGACUAGUGAAAUAAGAUAGAUUGCAACCUAAUCAUGAAAUUAACAAAAAACACCCACUGGGAAUACCAAAGACCACAAAAUAUAUAGUAAUAAAUAAAAUAUCACAAAUCCCAGCUAGGUAGUAUGGGUAAGUGUUAGGAGCCAGUCACAAAAUAAUGAAGUGUUUGAAGGCCGUUGGACGUUACAGUAUAAUAAACCGUGUUCUACUAUAAUGUUUGUCUAUCAAUGAUGCCUAUAUAAGCCAUCAUGCUGGCACUACUACCCCCGUAUCCCAGUGAGACUUCCCCAUGCUGGUACAAGUGAGAUAAAAACAACUAAAGAUCGAAGCACCUUUUUAUCCCGUCAAUCAAACAUAUUUUUUAAGUUGCCCCACAAGAGCUUUACAUAGCUUUAUGUAUAUUAAUCCAUCAAUAGGCAUAUCUACGACUUAACAGAUUUCUACCCAUCUGUUUAAGCCUGAUUUAUCCAUUCAUACUUAAUAUAGUCUGAGUCUAUCAGCAGAAUUAUUAGCAAUCGCUUUAUUAAGUGCAUUCAGAGGAGGGGGCAUGCUGUAUUGACAUCUUGUUUUGAUUGGUGGGAUGACCUUAGUAAGGGGCAACCCUCACUGCUUUAAAUUUAGGAGCAUGUCUGGUGCAGCUGUCAGUGGCAGUAGAUCCAGAUGAAGGCGCCAGCGUGUGCCAACAUGCGCAUCGAUAUUUAAGAUUUUUAAUCUCACAUAGGGAAGUCUCUAUGAUACAGGGAUAGGGGGUAGUAGUGCCAGCUUGUAUAGUUCACCAGUGGGAUGGUGAGAUAGGCGAGCAUUAUAGUAGAUUACAUUUCAGAAUAUGGUUAUGUCUCAGUUGGCUUUCAAACACUUACCCAUAUUUCCUAGCUAGUUCACUUUGUGCUGCUGGCAUUUCUGCUAUUUUAUAUGUAUUGGUCUUUACUUUAUGGCAGGGCUUGACAAAUUUGAUUCUAGGAGCCAGCUAAAGAAGUUAGGAGCCAGAUUUUUUUUAAAAACUUGCAUAGCUUUAUAUUCAACGACAAAAAUACAAUUCUUAAAGGGACACGAUAGUCACCAGGACCGCUACAGCUUAAUAUAGUGGUUCUGGUGUCUAUACCCUGUCCCUGCAGGCAUUUCAAUGUAAACACUGACGUUUCAGAGAAAAAGCAGUGUUUACAUUUCUUCCUAGUGACCGUUACUCAGAAGGUGGGAUAAAAAGGUGAGUAAAAACGCCAUUCCCUUGCGAACAGAAGGGGUCUGGUAACCUACACACACACACUUCAUGAUACACCAUGACAGACAGACACAUACCAUGACAGACACACACACACGUAUACCAUGACAGACAGACACAUACACUCACACACAUACCAUGACAGACACACAUGCAUAUCAUGAGACACACACACACCAUGAUAGACAGACAUACACCAUGACAGACAGUCCUAUACAUGCACACACCAUGACAGAUACACACACACACACACCCAGUGACUUACCGGAGUCCAGCGCCGAUGUUCCUCAGCACUGGUCAGGCUCCGCCUACUCUCCUCCCUCGCCAACAUCAACCGGCGGGGGAGACAUAAUGCUCAUGCGCAGCAAUGUAUGUGCAUUAGACCUCCCCAUAGGAAAACAUUCAAUGCUUUUCUUUGGGGACGCUGACAGACAGCCACUAGAGGAGGACUUAACCCUGCAAGGUAAAUAUUGCAGUUUAUGAAAACUGCAAUAAUUACACUUGCAGGGUUAAGGUUAGUGGGAGUUGGCACCCAGACCACUCCAAUUGGCAGAAGUGGUCUGGGUGCCAGGAGUAUCCCUUUAAGUUGCAGACCACUAUUUGCCUGCUCUGUCAAUUACAACAAUUCAUGUACAAUAAUCUGAGUCCAUCAUAUCUUAAUAUUUUCAAUUUAUUUGCAUAUUGCUGUUUUCUCCUCUUACAGAGCUACUUUGUUGCUUUUGAGGAAGGGACAUAGUAUCUUACGCUGGUAAUUUACUUUCAAUUUCUACAGUUGUGUAUCAUGACAAGGGUACAUAAUUCAUUGUUGCACUAUAGAAUAAAAACUUGAAUUCCUCUUUGGCAGUUGUGACUUCAACCAUAGCUUCUGCAUGGUGUUGUUUCUAAAUCUAGCUUCAAUGUAAACUAACUGGCUAAUCUACCAUAUGCCUAUAUCCCAUCCUAUUGUAUUUAUUUGAUACGCUAAGUGGCCAUUGCAUUCUAGUGUCAUAUCAAAAAGAAACAUUAAUUCUAAGCCACAUAUGAAUAAUCAUGCCUCCUUUUGUGCAUAAUUAGAAUGGGGUAAGCACAAACUACAAAAAUAAUAUAAAUAUGGCUAGUGCAGCUUAAGUCAUUUGGAAGGAAUUUUGAAGUCGGUUGUAUUAGGUCACAAGUAGGAAGUGUAACAUAUGUAUGGAAAACUUGCAACAAAUUCAAAGAUACAAUCAUUUAUGUGACAAGCACAAAAGAGGAAAUGAAAUUAAAUCAAAAUUUUCUAUUUGGAAUGAUGUUGGUCUGAAAUACAAGGGGGAGGUCACUUAUUUUUCUGUAGGUACACCUUCCCUCCACCAAUACCACCACUGGGAAACUUGAGAUGAAUACAGGAGGUAUAAAUCUAAUGAUGGGCAAAUGUCUUAUGAAGGGCAAAGAUCUAAUUUUGUAUGAGUCGCCAUCUUUCCUUGCUGGAGUCUCCACCAGGCAGAAGACAUUGCUACUUUUAUAAUCUAAGUGAGUAAUUUCCAGUCUAGUGCAGACAAACUGUGAAUUUUAACCGUUUCACCGCCAGAACCAAGUUGCGCGCACACUUUGAGUAGGCUGCAUUCGUGACACUGUGUAUAUAACCUCCAUUUAAAAUUUAAAUUGUGCAAUUAUUUCUGCUUUAUACAUAACAUUUAUUUUUCUGCUUUGUAACUCCUCUUAUGGCCUUAUUACUAUAAAGUCUGUAGGCGUUCACUCAGAGCCCAUAUGAUACAUAGGACAGCAACUUCAACCACCCCCCAUGUAUAUUUUCCUAUAUGUCACUGCUCAAAUGUCACAUUUAUUUUGUGUACAGUUAGUUUUUGUGCUUUGAUAAGCUCUUUUAAUUGUUAUACCCAAGAAAGUUCACUGGAUUGUUUGAUUUCUUUUUAGGGCUUUUUUAAAAGUAUUUUUAUUUUGGGUUAGAACCUAUCUGCCUGUCAGCUAUGCAAUGGUCACUUUACAAGUGGUAAAUUACAAGAACAUUAUCACCUUAUGUACAGCUUUACAAUAUUGUUACCCACAUGAGCAUGCUGUAUGGGUUUGAAAACAGGAUAAUUUACUAAAGCGAAUUUCAAAUUUAAACCCUUAGGGGCUUGUCUUACGCUUAAGGACACAAGACAUUUUUUGCUGUUUGUGUUCAAACACAAUUUGCAUCUCUGUCAUUUAUUGCACCAACACAUAUUAUACCUUUUUUUUUUUUUUUUUAGAGGGCUUUAAUUUGAUGUCACAUAUAACAUUUAACAUUCUCAUUAAUUAUACAAUUAAUUCUCAUUAUUUAUUUAAAAAAAAAAAUGCCAAAAAAACAUUUUCACAGUUUUGGCAAUAAUAGCGUGUGCAUAAUAUGUCCAGCUUAGAAAAAGUAAUUCAAAAUAAAUUCAUUUAUGUGUCUUGAUUUAUAGAGUACAUCAUAUGUAUAGGAUUUCAGCUUAUUUUGAAAGUUACAGGUCACAAAAUACAAGGACUAAAAUAAAAUUUCAAUUUGCAACAA